Molecule: messenger RNA, 58697 nt
Organism: Pelobates cultripes (western spadefoot toad)
Lineage: Eukaryota; Metazoa; Chordata; Amphibia; Anura; Pelobatidae
Source: the annotation of a GenBank genome assembly
AUGCCCAUUCGCAGCAUCGACCUCCUUUUCAGCAUCAUAGGCGCCAUAACUAUCAUCUCUCAGCAGACAGUGGACCCUCGUGGUUUCGCGAAGGCCCAGUCCGGGCCCCAGCUGACGCUGUAGGCGUCAGUGCCUGAUGGCAGACUCAGUGAGUGCUAGUCAGACCGACACAAUUCAAGCGGAUUACAAUACAGGCAAUUAUAUCAGUCUGUAGCCCGUACAAGAUGAGUUCUGAGUCGCAUAUAUGUGAUUUAGCCAUAGCUUUAAAUUUGGAAAGUUGGGGCUACAAGAAAGCACAUACAGUCUUGACUGUCAGGCCCUGUCCCAUGAGUUUUUGUUUUUUUUGUUGUUUCUUCCAAACUUCAUUAACUUGUUUGUACAUUAUGUAAUGCUUAUACACUAAAUUAUUUUAUUAAAAAACCCUGCACUGUUUUACAUCAUUGCAGGGUUAACAUGACACAGUCGUCUUGGUGGCUAUAGUGUUCUUUUAAGUAUGCACAACACAUAUUUGUAUAAAUUUUUUUAAUAAAAUAAACAAAUUAAACGUUAGCUUGCUCCUAAACCUGCCCUGCCAUUUGUGCGUUCAUUUUCUGCUGAUUGAUGCCAAUAAGUGAACGUGGAAAAUGACGGAUACCUUCACAAACCCCUUCUUGGCCUGCUAUCUUACCGUUUUCUGGCCCUGGCCGACCUUCCCCCCCAAUAACAACUAUUUUUAUAGGAAGAAUUUUCAAAUGGAAUAUGUCUCAAGCAGAACAUUUGAGAUUGUAAGCUUGUUUGAGCCGGGCCCUUAUCACCUACUGUUCCUGUAUGUCAUUAAUUUUCUUAAAUUAAAUGUGCGUCUUGUUUCCUAUUGUACAGCGCUGCAGACUAUGUUGGUACUAUCUAUACAUAUAUAAAAUUGUAAGAUAUUUUGGGGAAAAUUGUUGAAACAAAAUAGUCCCUAGCGUCAGGGCAGUUGGCAGAUACUAGUCGAAAUAUAAGGGGUGCGUGUUAGAAUGACCACGGGCCACCCUGGCCAGACGCGUACCGUGCGAGCACGUCUAGUGUUACGUGUAUUAUCCUCCAUACAGGGGACAUGCAUGUUGUUGCUAGUUAUGAUGAUACUAGAGACGAGAGUCAGGACGAACGACCAGACGUGACUGUUCGGCCAAACUCGGGACUGUUGGCGGUUAUGAGCAUCAUUGAAUAAAUGUUUGAAAAGCUCAUUAGAGACAGCUUUAUGUAACAUGAUUGAAGGUAACAUUUCCUCUCUAGAUUUCCCAAUAUCAGCCUUUUAUUAAACAAUUAAAAUAAAAUAAUAAUAAUAAUACCACACAGCACCAUUUCCUGCCAAUAGCCAUUUAUUACUAUGUACACAUUACAACAGCCCAGUGACUGAAUCACUGACACACAGGAAAAUGGGAUUAUAAUGGCAUGUGGUUUUAAGCGGGUCGGGCAAAUGAUGGCGGUCUCGAUGACGUCACUCCCGCCUGCGGUUCGGCCUCUCUGCGGGUGAUGAUGGUGGAGGGGGGGGGGUUGGAAUGUUCGGCGCGCGCCGACGAAGAGGGGGUUGCGUGACGUCACAGGGUGACCGUUAGCGGCUGCUCUGUUGCCAGCCUAUUCCCCCUGACUGCGCCGCAUUCCAAACAGGCUUCCAUUUGAAAAGCACCGGUCGCUUCAGCCAAUCAGCGUCCGGGAAAUUUCCCGCGGGCUGCUGAGGAUCGAGGGGCGUGUCCGGCCCCCAGCCGGAGGAGGGGGCGUGUCUCUGGAGAGUGGGUUUGUGGGAGUGGCUUAUUUGGCGGCGGUGGUGACGGCGCCUCUCCAUUGAUUGCCAGCCAGGAGCAGCUUUUACCUCAGGAUGCGACAAACAGGUCAUUGAGUCACGUUAUCUGUCCGCCGCGCUGCCCUCUCUCCCCCCCGGCACGGCUCGCAUGGCGGCCUCUCACCCGCUGCCCGCCCGGCCCUGGCUGCAUGCUGGAGGAGAGGGGGGGGGGUGUGGGCGGCUGGGCCUGAAACUUGGCGGGAUCAGCUCAGCAGCCCCGCUCCAUCCCAUCCUGACCGAAUAUUCCCCGAAUAUCCCCCGAAUAAUCCCCGCAUAGCCGGCCCCGGGCAUUGUCUGGCUCGGAGUGGGGGGCCAGGCCGCCAUACUGGGGGGGGACAUUGCACUGAUAGAGCCAGGCUGUAUUAUUUAUAUAUCACUGGGAAUGGGAUUAUGGCCUCAUUAUUAGCUCAGCCAUUCAUUUUAUUCACUGGGUAAGGGGUGGGGGGGUCUGUAAAUACCAUGGAUCCCCCCCCAUAUAAACAAUUUGGUAAUACCCCCUACAUAAUAUACUGGUUAUCAUUCAUUUUAUUCACUGGGUAAGGGGGGGGGGUCUGUAAAUACCAUGGAUCCCCCCCCCAUAUAAACAAUUUGGUGGUACCCCCCACAUAAUAUACUGGUGAUCAUACCCCCAGACCUCAUCCACUGGUUCCCCCCAAUCCUUCCAUACAUAACAUACUGAUCUUCCUCCCCACACUGGUUACCCCCCUACAUAAUGGUAAUCUCCCCCCCAAUACAUAGCAUAUCGAUCAUCCACAGGUUAUCCACCCCCCACACACAUAAUCUACUGGAGGUGUGACAUGAAGAAAUUGCUUAAUUUGUAUUUAAUACAUGAUUGAUUUUUAAAAGAAAUGUUUUUGCAAAUAGAUAUGCAUCUCCUUAAAAAAAAUCACGGGAAAGGGGAAAAUUUAAAUUUUAUCCCCAUUAAUACUAAAUUAAGACGUUAGCUGCUCGAGGUUUUUUUUUUUUGCCAUUUGUUUAUGGUUCCGUAAAUGUUUCUACACUCAUAUACCCUUGCACUGAUUUGUUAUUUUUUUUUUUUGUAUGGAUAGAAGGCAGAAUUUUAUGACUUAUUUUGAAAAGACCCAAAAUUGAAUGAUUUGACCUUUUUAAUCCAUGUGUGUAUUGACUUGUGUGCUACGGUGGGUCAAAUUGUCAUUCUAUUCUAUAUUUUCAUUUUGUAACAAACAGGGCUAGGGAAGAAAGUUUCCAAAGCCAUGAAAAAUAAGUUUUUUAAUUUUGGCAUUGUAGAGUGACUUACAGUUUAGAUGGCUUCAUGGAAGAUCUCCAGCUGUUGACGAGCAUCAUUUUCUGUCAUUCAUGUUGCUAAGAAACAUGGGGAUUGUAGUGUAAUUAUCUUUUGGAAAUGGCCUUUUUUUGGCAAACAUCUGAGCUUUAAUUUUGCAGUUAAUUUAAGCUGCAAACCUUCUAGAUUCAUUAGGCUAGGCCAUGGUUCAUUUAGUGAGAACUCUUUUUCUGGUUUUCACCUCAUGUGAUAGUAUCACCACAAGUGAUAGUGGUAAAUAUUGAUUGUUGCUUCUAGAGUCAAUGAAACAUUUCAGUGAUGUAAUAUGGAGAUACUUCCUAUGGUCAUAUUGGUGUUCACCAUUUGUAUCUUCAGUCUUUUGAGCAUGUUCCUAAGUGUAAAGUCAGGCAUGAACAUAUUGCAAGCUGUCAAAGAUAAGUAAUUGUUUAAAAUAAAAAUGCAUAUCCUGCAUUUUUAUUCAAUCCUUGCACAGCUUCAUUUGAUCAAGACUGCGGUGAAGUGGUUGGAAGUCAUAAGUAAAAUUGAGAUGUGUAACGUUUGCACUCGGACGUUUUCUUCUUAAAUAUCUCGCUAUGAUUAGAAAAUGGCUUGUGAUCCUUUAGCAGUAUAUCUCAAAAGUGAAACAUGCUUUAGUAAUCACUGGUGAAUAUUUAGAGAUGUUAUUGCCUUCACAUUUGUGCUUCUUUGUGUAGUUGCUUUUUUGUGUCCAAGUCAUAUCCAUCCUUCUUUGAUGUUAUGUCACUUUGGUAUACUGUAUUGUGCUAUGAUGCUAUGUUAGAUUUUUCCUCAAAGCACUGCAGUAACUGCAUAGGCUUAUUUGAAUAACUUUUAGCUAGAUCUAAAUGCAAAUGUGUUUGUUUACUGUGAUAUAGUGAAUUUUAAUAGAGAAUUGUUCUCUUUUUUUAUUAAGGCCUGAAAGUUUGUAAAGAAAAAUAAAGUACAGGUUCUUUGUUUAGCAUUAUUAAUGAGAACUGCAGAUAUCAACCCAUUAUGGUAUGAAACCUUUUACAUGCAGUGGUUAUCCUAAAUAUGUAAUGUAGUCGAGCAUAACUUUAGUGAAGGAGUGAGGGCAUCACAACUUGGAUGUAGAUAAGUAUAUGUUUGCAGAAUAUUAGGCUCCAGAUGAUUUAAGAACUGCCCUUGUUAAGUUGGGAGUCGAGGACGGUCUUCCUGAUUCCUCACCAAAAUACAGUACACCAAUGCUCACAAGUUUUGAAACAAAAUGUCCUCUGAUUUAUUUUUGAUUUUACAUACAAGGAACGAACAUGUUUGUACACAUAGUAUUAUUAUUAAUUCCUUAAUCUAGGAUAAAGAUCCAUUUGCACUCCUUGAUACUGUUCCUCACAAUAGGUUAGUCUUCAAACUAAAAGAAAUUGGUCUAGAUCAAUAUUCUUGUUCUUGGGUAGAACAUUGGCUUAAGGAUAGAGUACAACGAGUUGUAAUUAAUGGUAAAUUUUCAGGCUGGACAAAAGUGGUAAGUGGUGUCCCUCAGGGUUCUGUUUUGGGACCACUUCUAUUUAACAUAUUUAUAAAUGAUCUUGAAAUAGGCAUUAAAAGCCAUGUAUCAGUGUUUGCAGAUGAGACAACACUUUGUAAAGUAAUAAAAUGUGAGCAGGAUAUUGCUUUGCUGCAGAGAGAUUUGGAUAGAUUGGGGGACUGGGCACUAAAAUGGCAGAUUAAAUUUAAUGUAGAGAAAUGCAAAGUUAUGCACUUCGGGGUUAAGAAUGCACAAGCAACUUACACACUAAAUGGUAGUGAAUUAGGGAUAACCACACACGAGAAGGAUUUGGAAUUGUUAUAGACAACAAAUUAGGCAGCAAUAUGCAAUGUCAAUCUGCAGUUGCUAAGGCCAGUAAGAUUUUGUCAUGUAUAAAUAGGGGCAUAAAUUCUCGGGAUGAAAAUAUAAUUUUGCCUCUUUAUAAAUCGCUGGUAAGACCACACCUUGAAUAUGCUGUGCAAUUUUGGGCGCCUGUUCUAAAGAAGGAUAUCAUGGCACUGGAGAGGGUCCAGAGACGCGCUACAAAAUUGAUAAAAGGAAUGAAGCAUUUUAGUUAUGAAGAAAGGUUAAAAAAAAUUAAAUCUGUUUAGUUUGGGAAAAACGGCGCCUGGGAGGGGAUAUGAUGGCUUUAUACAAAUAUAUUCGGGGCCAGUACAAACCAUUGUGUGGAAAUCUAUUCAUAAACAGGGCUAUACAUAGGACACGAGGUCACACAUUUAGGCUGGAAGAAAGGAGAUUUAAUCUAAGGCAAAGAAAAGGUUUUUUUACAGUAAGAACAAUAAGGAUAUGGAAUUCUCUGCCUGAAGAGAUGGUUUUGUCAGAGUCCAUACAGAUAUUUAAACUGAAAUUGGAUAAAUACUUACAAAAACAUAACAUACAGGGAUAUAAUUUCUAAUUAGUGGGGUAAUAGCUGCUUGAUCCAAGGAGACAUCUGACUGCUAUUUUGGGGUCAAGAAGGAAUUUUUUCCAAGUUUGUGGCAAACUUGGAAGUGCUUCAGACCAGGUUUUUUGCCUUCUUUUGGAUCAACCGCAACAACAUUUGUGAGAGAGGCUGAACUUGAUGGACACAAGUCUCUUUUCAGCUAUGUAACAAUGAUAUUUAGCUGAUAGCAGAAGAGGCUAAAACGAAUAUAAUGGGGAAAAUAACUUUGAGAAAUCACACCAAUCUAUAUGCCAAGAACUGUCAUGUAGUGUAUAAGAGGAACAUGCAGGAAAAAUUAGUCAAGUUUUGCAUUAUUUAGUCAUAACCUGAAUGGCAUUGACUAAAAAAUGCAGGCUUAUUAUGCAAUACUUCAUUGUGACACGUUGGCCAACACCAAAUGCCCAUUUUUAAAAUGCACACGUUUUCAAUGGCAAAUGAACACUGGUUUUAUAAUCGUCUCUCCUGUUUAACACUCUCACCAGGAGAAAAUUAUCCAUUCUGCAUGCUACCACCAUUCAUCAAAACCAAGAGCAGAUGCUGUUGGACGAAGUCUGCUCCAUACAGAGGCCUAUUCUUUUAAUACAAAUUAAGACCUAGUUUUAAAUUGGUUUCAGUUUUUGUCACAUUUAUUUUGUUCAGUAAAACAAAAUGAAUAAUAUUUCAAAGUACAUUAAUGUCAUUUCUGACUAUAUUUCUUUACGCAGCAGUUCUUAUUGUGUUAUGCUGCAUGUGCAGACUCUUGCGUCCAUUUCUGUUGGACGCUUUGUAGGUGGCAUUCACGUGUUGCUAGUAGUUAAAAUGUAUUUGUCGGGUCUAUAACUAAACACAGAUUUUUAUCUGGAAGGGCAAAAUUUUGUGAAAAUGGCUGGGUGCCGAAGUGAUUUGGCUAGUCUCUUAAAGGGACAUUAUAGUCACCAGAACGACUAAAGCUUAUUGCAUUUGUUCUGGCGAGUAGAAUCAUUCCCUUCAGGAUUUUUGUAAUAUAACACUUGCUUUUCUGAGAAAAUGCAGUGUCUACAUUACAGCCUAGUGAUAACUCCCACUGGCCACUCCUCAGAUGCUACAGGUGCUUCCUGGGGGCAGUGCUGCAAAGUGGGCAGGACUGCCAUUCAGUUUCUCCACACUCUGCAUACAGACACUGAACUUUCCUUAUAGAGGUGCAAUGAUUCAAUUAAUCUCUAUGAGGAGAUGCUGAUUGGCCAAUGCAGUUUGACUUGUGCUUGCUCUGCUCCUGAUCUGCCUCCUUGAAGGUCUCAGCCAAUCCGUUGGGGAAGCAUUGUGAUUGGCCGAGACAACCACUUCUUUUUUUUUUUUAACCUGUUCAUAUCCUUGACGCUAGCCUUGGUACCUCUUGUCCUAACUGGGUAGGAAGGGGGGGGAGGGGGACAGCAUUGAUAACUUGUGACAUCUUGUUGUCUUGUAUUGCACUAGAUAUUCUUUUAUAAUAUUCUAGGUAGCCUUUGGUGUUGUCUUAGAUAUCUUAUGACCCUUGUUAUGUCUCGCCAAACCUAUAGUCACCCAUCUAUGCCACCUCAUCGCAUGUUUGCUUUGUCUAUCAUUUAGUCGGCUUGCCAUGCGUUCAUAUGUAUAUGUUGAAUCUAUUCUGCCUAAGAUCUCUGGCAAAGUGGGCGCCUGUACGGUCUUCCACCUGUGGGCAAUUGCUCUUUUGGUUGCCAUUAAGCAGUGGAUCAUUAUGUAGAUCUUAUCUUCAGGAAGGGUAUCAGGGAAGAUGUGCAAUAUAAAGCAUUUUGAUUUCAUUGGUAUCUCGAUACCUAGGUUUUUGCGUAGAAGUGAAUGUAAAUCCUGCCACAGUGUAGUAAUCUGUGUGAGACAACCACUUCUGAUGUCGGGGCAGAGCCAGCAGCUGCAGACUUGAAUACAAGUAAGAUUUUACUAUAUUUAGGGAGGCAAGGGAGAGCUAGAUGGUAGUUUUUACAUUAUAGGGUCAGGAAUACAUGAUUGUGUUCCUGACCCUGUAGUGUUCCUUUAACUAAUGCUGAUUCUGGUUAGAAUUCAGUCAACUCAACCAAAUCGGCAAUAUUUUGUCAGAUGCAUUUGGUGUAAACUGAAAAAGUACUUUUCACUUCUGAACCCCAUACAGGCAGGGUUAUUAAAUAAAGUGAGUCAGUAAGUUUUAAUUUCAGGCCAAAUUAGCAGAUUUUGAGAAACUUUCCAAGCCAGCUAUCCUUCAGGUUUGUUUACUUUGGUUUGGAAUUCACUCUGAAUUCUCAACAAUUCUAACUUCUGUAAAUUACGUUGAUGCAACAUAAUGCAAAUUGAACCUCCUGUGUCAUGCUGGCUUUGGUCCCAGCAUAUAAACAGUGGUAUCAAUUACCCUCUACUGUAGUCCUUCCCACACCAGUGCUAGCAGUUUGUGCUGCGGUGUUACCAUAGAAACCACUGCAUGUAUGCUUUGCUCGGAAGAGCAGGAGGGCCACCUGUGGGAGGUCUUAUUUGCUCUCAAUUGUCUGUCAAAUCGUUGGCAGUCGGUAACUGGCUGAGCGUUGAGAGAGACCUAUUUUUCAGUGGGCUAUUCCCAAACUUUACACUUGCUAGCAAACCUUUAAAGGGACACUACAGUCACCAGCAUUACAGCGUAAUGUAGUGUUUCUGGUGAGUAUAAUCCUUGCCUUCAGGCAUUUUAAUGCAAACACUGCUUUUUCAGAGAAAAUGCAGUGUUUACAUUGCCCCUAGGGACACCUCCAAGUGGCCUCUCCUCAGAUGGCCACUGGAGGUGCUUCCUGGGCCAAUGCUGCACAGUCGGCAGCAUUGUCGUUCAGCGUCUCCACUCACUGCAUGGGGACGCUGAAUUUUCCUCAGAGAGAUGUGUUAAUUCAAUGCAUCUCUAUGAAGAGGUGCUGAUAGGCCAAAACAGUGCCAGCAGAUCCGCGUGUAGCUCGAAAUAUGGUGUUUUUAAUUGCUUUUAAGGGGGCUAAGUGAGGGGUAAGGCCACCUAAAUGAUGGGUUUAGCACUUUAGGGUCAGGAAUACAUGUUUGUGUUCCUGUCCCUAUACUGUUCCUUUAACACAAUUUUAUAGAGAAUUUCAUGUUCUUUAAAUCAUAGAGAUUAGUUCAUAAGUUGUACCUCGCAUGACUGGUACAUUUUUAGGUUGUCUGGCAAAGGCUGUCCGUUCUGCAGGUGCAAGUUUCUGUUUCCAGAUAAACUGAUCACAUUUGUUAAGGCGCCCGUGUAAUGUUUCUUUCCUACCUUUUUUCCAUCCUUAUCUUAAUGAUUGCACUCUACCAUUGCUUUUUGCUUCGUUAGGAGACUUUUGCUUGUCUUUCUAAUGCUGGAAUUCCUCACGCUUUGCACGAGAACAUCUAGCGUAAGCUAAAUAGGAAAGCAUUGAUACAAUUCUUUACUUAUGGGGUUGUCCUAAUGUGAGUGCAGGGCUCGCUGUGCAUUAGGUCCCUGACCUCGGGGGAGGAAGAGCGGAGGCGAUAAGUGACAGAAUGGUAUCUACACUGUUGAGGUGGGCGAGCAAGAGGGACUAUACUGCUAGGAAUACAACUUUGUGAUCCUAGCCUAUAAUUUCUCUUUUUAAAUUAAAAAAAGGGGGGGGGGGGUGGAUUUAAUACCUCUGAUCCUCUUCUCUCCCUGAAAGCUUCAGAGUUUCUCAUAGUCACUUUUUUUUAUUUUAUACAAGGCAGUGUUUACAUUGCUGGCUAGUUACACCUCUAGUGGCAAUCACUCAGAUGGCCAAAGAGGUGCUUCCUGUGUCAGUGCUGCACAGACCGUCAAUGCUCCUCAUAGAGAUGCAUUGAUUUCAUGCAUCUCUAUUGUACAAUGAUUGUCGCAGUGUGGCAUAAAAAGCCUUUACUUACUUUAUCCCAGCACCGAUGUCGCUGGCUCGUGGCUACCGCGCACAUUAGACCUCACCAUAGGAAAGCAUUGACUCAGAUAGAAACAUAGAAUGUGACGGCAGAUAAGAACCAUUUGGCCCAUCUAGUCUGCCCAAUUUUCUAAAUACUUUCAUUAGUCCCUAGUCUUAUCUUAUAGUUAGGAUAGCCUUAUGCCUAUCCCACGCAUGCUUAAACUCCUUUACUGUGUUAACCUCUACCACUUCAGCUGGAAGGCUAUUCCAUGCAUCCACUACCCUCUCAGUAAAGUAAUACUUCCUGAUAUUAUUUUUAAACCUUUGUCCCUCUAAUUUAAGACUGUCCUCUUGUUGUGGUAGUUUUUCUUCUUUUAAAUAUAGUCUCCUCCUUUACUGUGUUGAUUCCCUUUAUAUAUUUAAAUGUUUCUAUCAUAUCCCCCCUGUCUCGUCUUUCCUCCAAGCUAUACAUGUUAAGAUCCUUUAACCUUUCCUGGUAAGUUUUAUCCCGCAAUCCAUGAACCAGUUUAGUAGCCCUUCUCUGAACCCUCUCUAAGGUAUCAAUAUCCUUCUGAAGAUACGGUCUCCAGUACUGUGUACAAUACUCCAAGUGAGGUCUCACCAGUGUUCUGUACAAUGGCAUGAGCACUUACCUCUUUCUACUGCUAAUACCUCUCCCUAUACAACCAAGCAUUCUGCUAGCAUUUCCUGCUGCUCUAUUACAUUGUCUGCCUACCUUUAAGUCAUCAGAAAUAAUCACCCCUAAAUCCCUUUCCUCAUAUGUUGAGGUUAGGACUCUAUCAAAUAUUCUGUACUCUGCCCUUGGGUUUUUACGUCCAAGAUGCAUUAUCUUGCACUUAUCCACAUUAAAUGUCAGUUGCCACAAUUCUGACCAUUUUUCUAGUUUACCUAAAUCAUUUGAUUUGGCUUAUCCCUCCUGGAACAUCAACCCUGUUACAUAUCUUAGUAUCAUCAGCAAAAAGACAUACCUUACCAUCAAGACCUUCUGCAAUAUCACUAAUAAAAAUAUUAAAGAGAAUGGGUCCAAGUACAGAUCCCUGAGGUACCCCACUGGUGACAAGUCCAAGCUUCGAAUAUAUUCCAUUAACUACAACCCUCUGUUGCCUGUCACUCAGCCACUGCCUUACCCAUUCAACAAUAUUGGAAUCCAAACUUAAAGAUUUCAGUUUAUUGAUAAGCCUUCUAUGUGCAACAGUGUCAAAAGCCUUACUGAAAUCUAGGUAAGCAAUGUCUACUGCACCACCCUGAUCUAUAAUUUUAGUUACCUUCUGGGACUACUCCUGUUAACAAUGAUUGGUUAAAUAAAUCUGUUAAUGGUUUUGAUAGUACACCACUAAGCUCUUUUAAUAGCUUUGGGUGUAUUCCAUCAGGUCCCAUUGACUUUUUGGUCUUUACUUUUGACAGUUGAAAUAGAACCUCUUCCUCUGUAAACUCACGUGUAAUAAAUGACUCAUUUAUCCUUUUUCUCAACUGAGGUCCCUUUCCUUCAUUUUCUUCUGUAAAUACAGAACAAAAAUAUUCAUUGAGGCAGUCAGCCUGACCUUUAUCCUCUUCUACAUACCUUCCUUCUUUUGUUUUUAAUCUAACUAAUCCUUGUUUUACUUUUCUUUUCUCAUUUAUGUAUCUAAAAAUGUUUUAUCCCCCUUUUUUUACUGACUGUGCUAUUUUCUCUUCUGUGUGUGAUUUGGAAGCUCUUAUAACUUGCUUAGCCUCUUUCUGCCUAAUCUUAUAGAUCAUUUUGUCUUCCUCACUCUGGGUUUUUUGUUAUAAUUCCUAAAUGCUAACUUUUUGUUUUUAACUAUUUUGGCCACAUCUGCGGAGUACCACAGUGGUUUCUUGAAUUUUUUGCUUUUACUGACAAGCCUAAUGCAAUUUUCUGUUGCCUUCAAUAGUGCAACUUUUAAAUAAUCCCAUUUCUCUUGGACUCCAUUUAAAUUGCUCCAGUCUGAUAAUGACUCCUCUACCCAUAUUCUAAUUUUAGAAAAGUCUGUUUUUCUAAAGUCUAAAACUUUUGUUUUUGUGUGGUGUGACUCAGUCACUGUUCUUAUAUUAAACCACACUGACUGAUGAUCACUGGAUCCUAAACUUUCACCUACAGUAAUAUCUGAUACCAAAUCUCCAUUUGUUAACACUAAAUCUAGUAUGGCCUCUUUACGAGUUGGCUCCUCAACAACUUGUUUUAGAGACAAUCCCAGUAGGGAGUUUAGAAUAUGUGUGCUCCUGGCACAAGUAGCUAAUUUUGUUUUCCAAUUUACAUCAGGAAGAUUAAAGUCACCCAUGAUGAUAACUUCCCCCUUCAUUGUCAUUUUAGCUAUUUCCUCAACUAGUAGAUUAUCUAACUCUUCAAUUUGUCCUGGGGGCCUAUAAAUCACACCUACACGAGUUACUGUGUGAUUACCAAAUUCUAACGUAGCCCAAACGGACUCUGUUUGCCUCACUAACUUUUAUUAGGCUAGAUUUUAUGCUAUCCUUCACAUACAAGGCCACCCCUCCCCCUUUCUUGCCUUCCCUAUCUUUCCUAUAUAAAGAUACCGGACCAAAGGUAUGUUACGAUGUUGGAUGUGCCUCCAAUGGCUGUCUACUAGACAGCUACUGGAGGCAGACUUAGUGCUGCAAUGUAAACAAUGUUUAACAUUGCAGCACUAAAUGCAAUAGGGACACUGUACCAAGACCACUUCAAUGAGCUGAAGUGGUCUGGCUGCCUGGCGUGUCUCUUCAAACACACCCCUACUGAAUGCCACUAGAAGCUCUUCCUUUGCUACUGAGUGAAAACUCCAUUAUGUGACUUUUAACUUCCAUGAAGAUGCCGAAAGUCAUAUGCAGUUCAUAGGUAAGCAUUUGAUUGGAUGCGCACAUCACGCGCGCAUCUUGUCCUCCAAGCUUUUCUAUGAAGAGCAUCGGACAAUCAGAAGAAAGUAGUGAUGCCAUGUGAGGCAGAGGGGGCAGCAGCACAUAUGGAGUCUCUGCACUAAAAAAAGGAAGUUAAAUUAUUUUUUUAACACAUUUACACACAGGCAAAGACUUUAAUAAGGGACUAGGGCACCAUAGCGUUGGGAAUACAGAUCUGUAUUCCUAAUACUAGACGGUUCCUUUGAAAAUAGAUUUGCUAGGUAUUGAAUAGCUCCCUUUUUAUUUAUUUUUUAUUUUUUUAACUAGCAGUUUCCAGUAUACAUGCCAGCAAUAUACUUUAUAUAGUACUGUUUGUCCCUAAGAAAUGUAAUAAUGAUCUGCAUUAGCUGGGGGGCGUUCCCCUAACUUACGUUUUACUCAAAGGUUUAUUUAUUUAUUUCUUCAACUCAAAGUAGUGGGUUGAGUCCUUGAACUCCUCCAAGGUAAUCCUGAUCCGUUUAAUCUGUUAAUAUUCUCUCAAUUUGAGUCUGUAGUAUUUUAACAUGGUCUGCUUCAGGUUCAAAGAACAAACUGUAAAAUGUGAAUUCCACUCCGACUAAAAUCUCCAUGUAGAAUAGUUGGGUGUGUGGUGUUUUUAUGAAGUCCCCUAGGGAUCUUCUCACAAGCAAAAUAUUUCUCCAGGCUAUUUAUACAAAGCCUUAAUUUCUUAAAUAGCUACCUUCGUUAGCCAUACAAAUUGUGUUUUGACAUUCAAAUUCUCUUCAUUAUUUAUAGUGUUCCUCCAUCUUUCCAAUAAUAUUAUCCACUUUAUAUUACCAAUAAUAUAUAACUGUGCACUAUCAAUGGAUAUCCCCCUUCCACCCCACCCGUAUAAAAGAAAUGCAUGCCAUUAAUAUUUAAUUGUAAUUAAGUCCAAAAAUAAUUUUCGAUUCUUUUGAGUAUGCAGGACUUUAAGUAUUUGAGUCCAGAUAUCAGCAAGACUGAAUUCAGGCUCAUUCUGUGCCACUAGAGCAAAAUGUGAUUGUUAAACAGUAUGAACCAUAUACCGACUUGGCAGUCCGAAUGACCCAGUAAUGUAUUGAAUCGUUUUUGCUUCAUUUGGUUUGGCAUCUUUUGCACAUUAUGAAUAGAACCCUGUAUUUGUGUGUACUAUAAAAUAUAUAAGUAAUCUGCUUGAUUUGUGUAUGCAAGCCAAAAGGUGAUUCUGUCAUCAGCAUGAUUUGUAUACAACAGUCCUCCCUAACUCUUGUGAAAUUGUAUUUGUUUGUUUUUGUCAGACACUUUUCAGGGUUUAUGGUGUGGUGUCGAUGUACUAGUGAUGUAUUGCUGGUUUAGCUUGUCUGCUUUGGAACAUUGUAUAAUUAUGGUUCUCUUUAGGUUUUAAUGGAUGCACUUAUAAAAAAAAAAAAAAAAAAGCAUAACUUGCACUUUGACAUUUUAUUACACAACUAAAGAACACUGCUCUUUUGAAGAUUUACAUAUGUCAAUGUUGAGUUUGUUCUGUGCAGAAUAGUGCCCUUGAGCAAAAACAAAAUGCUUUAAUAGUGAUUCUAAAUCUCAGCGGGUAUAGCUGUUAGAUUUAUUGUAAAAUCAUUGAAACUUUAAUAUCUUGCCAUUAUUCUGUAGAGAGAAGCAUCCCUCAGUACUCAACCAGUGGUCUGUAGCUGGUAAAUUGUCACCAAGUCUUAACUAAAGGUGGUAUGUAGCAGUUGUGAUUGUCUCUUGAUGUGUUUACUCUAUAAAUGAUGGCAGGAGUGUAGUAGUGUUGUCACAUCUGUUUCAGAUUUCAGUUAAUGUUACAUUACAUUACACUAGCUGUCUAACACAUUCAGAGAUUUGCAGCUAAAAUGUUUGUCAGAUACACAGUUCCACCUUAAAGCGGCACUAUCACUACCUGGCGACUUUGAAUAUUUUUCAAAGACUUCGGCAGUGAUAUUGCCGCAGGAGGUGGAUGGCAGGCAAAUGUGAGUUUUUAACUCACCUGAACAAGUCGCUAGUUGGCGCUAUCUUUUUCCUGCUGGCCCUCUUAUGCCCCUGGAGCAUAAGCAUUAUUAUCUAUGGGGGUCCUGCGAGAUCCUCCAUAGACGCGGCCUACUCCCUGCAGCCAUCACUUGUGGUGGCUAGGGGAUUAACACAUCUAGACUUGGUAACUUUGCUUAGUCUCUAGAAGUGUAAGGCGUAGGAAAAAUACGGAGACAAUGGUCCCUACUUUCUCCAUAUAUCUUUUGACUGGAGUAAUAUUUCAAUUAAUUUCCUACACAGUCUGAGUAUUUCAGAUUUUUUUUCUGAAAUACUUAUUUUGCAGGGGGAGGUGACAGUGCUGCUUUAAAGUGGCUCUACUAAACGCCCUCCCCCCCACCCCGAAACAACCUCCCAAAUAAAGACUGAAAUUUCACUAAAUAUUCCAACUCAAAGAUUGGAGUCACAAAGUCUGGGUGGGAUUAGAAUGGAAGGUCUUUGAAAGGCUGCAGACUAGUCUGCAGCUUUUGCCAGCUGUUUUUAGAUAUACCCCCAGUGGAAAACAGUAUAAUUAAAUAUAUGCUUUUAUUGGGGUUGUAUCCAUUCAAUUUCUUUAAUUUUUUUAAAAAAAUAUUAUUUUUUUUGAGGUGGAGGGAGUUCGUCAGUGGAGUUUCCCUUUAACCGUAACAGUUUGUCAAACACUAUGCAUGGUCUCCAAUCUGUCCCUUGUGCUUAGCUUUCAGGGCUAUCAUAGAUGCUAGGUGAGGAGCAUUUUGCCUUUACUGUUGCUCUAAAAAAGAUUGUAUGAUAAGGGUGCUCAUCUUAAAAUAUACUUCUAAAAAUAUGACUUACUUUUGAGGAAAACUUAAAGCAUAAUUAUAUUAAUACAAAAAAGGUUGGAGGUACACUAUAACAUUAGGGAUGCAUAUCUGUAUUCCUAAUGCCACUGUCCUUGUUGCCCUUAUUAAUGUACAUGUGUACAGCGUGUUAGCCAGGAGGAAAAAAGCAAUGUACACAGGCCCAACCUGGAUCAGUGCCAAGGUUGGAAGUGGCUGAAAUCUGUCAACCAAUCCUAAUCAACCCACAACUUUGCUUAGGUAUAUUAAUUAACUCACAAAAUAGAUUGCUUCACUUAGUAUUUUGCUUGUAAGUGACUUGAACUUUAUCCAGUUUACAAUUGCUACCUUUCCACCAGGAGUUAAGUGUCUUGUAGGUUUCAGAGUGUGAGUGUAAGAUCGUUCUUCUAAUCUGCUGAAGUUCUUUAACGGGAAAUGUGUUUCUCACUUACGGCAGUGAAAAGUAUUAUUAUUUUUUUCCUGACAGGAAAGACAGCCAUAUGGAAUUUACAGGCUAGACAGGCUGCGCAUUAUACUUCAGAUUUGUGGUGACCUCCACUUCUGAUAAUAUAUAAUGCUUUAUAUGCAAAUAAAGCCAGAUUCUCUGUUUUGAACUUUCGAUAGUUGUACAAAUCCCCAUGGUUUGCAGCUUCUUGCAAUGAGCUCUAUCCAGACUAGGAAGUCUGCCAAUCCUGAUCCUCUCAGUGGGAGUGCUCAGCAAAAGUGUAUCGUAUAUGACCGUUCCUUUUAUCAGAAUACAAGCAGUUUUAAAGCUUUGCAGGUUUUGUUUCUAAAGUGAUUUUAAAAAGAUUUCUUGUCCACCAAUUUCUAAUUGUGUUUUUGAAACUUUGAUAACCGUAUACUCGAGUAUAAGUCGACCCUAAUAUAAGUCGAGACCCCUAAAUUGUACCCCAAAAAACUGGGAAAACGUAUUGACUCUAGUAUAAGACUAGGGUGGGAAAUGCAGCAGCUACUGGUAAAUUUCUAAAUAAAAUGAGAUCCCCCAAAAAUCUAUAUUAAUUGAAUAUUUAUUUACAGUGUGUGUGUGUAUAUGAGUGCAGUGUGUGAUGCAGAGCCUUGGUGGGGGGUGGGCAUUUUUAUUUUUUGUUAUAUUUUUAUUUUGUAUCAUUUACAUUUUUUUUUUUUUGUCCCCCCUCCCUGCUUAAUACCUAGCCAGGGAGGGGGGCUCUCAUUCCCUGGUGGUCCAGUGGUGUGCACUGUGUACGAGGGGGCUGGCAGGAAGCGUUUACUUACCUUUCCUGCCGCUCCUGUCAGCUCCCUUCUGUCUCGUCUGGUCAGCUCUCCUGUCGGCUCCACUGCCGCGCGGAGCUGACCACACUGCUCUCGCAAGACUUACAGGGGGAGCUGACCGGACAGGAGGAGAGAGAAGGGAGCUGACAGGAGCUGCAAGAAAGGUAGGUUACAGCUCCCUGCCAGCCCUGUAAUGAGCCCGGCGGACCUUGUCUGUAUUAUGGCAAUGUAAGUUGCAAUAAUACAGACACUUUUCCAACGUCAGCUUUGAAUGCGCAUGCACGGCAAGAGCCGCACACACAUUUAAUAAGUCCAUAGGAAAGCAUUUCUCAAUGCUUUCCUAUGGACGUCCGCGUCUUCUCACUGGGAUUUUCCGUGAGAAGAGCCUCUUGCGGCUGUCGAUGAGACAGCCACUAGAGGCUGGAUUAACCCUAUUGUAAACAUAGCAGUUUCUCUGAAACUACUAUGUUUACAGCUGCAGGGUUAACCCUAGAUGGACAUUGAGCUAAAGUGGUCUGGGUGCCUAUAGUGGUCUUUUAAGCAAAGUCCCAUUUCAGGUUUAACCUUUCACCUGAAUCAUACAGUCCAAAAGAAUCCCACAGUAGAGCAAAGUGAUGGCAACACAUAGAAAUUGAGAUUCAGUGUAUAGAAGAAUACCUGGCUUUAAGGCUAGUAGCAGCCUUUCUUUAAAAAAAAAAACCAAUCACUUUAGAAACCUAUUUUAUUUGUGUUUUUUUUUUUUUUUCAGCCUGCCGGGCAAAUCUCCAGGGUGCAAGGAUGUUUAUAUUGUCAUCAUGCCGGUGUCUGAAUGGAGUAACAUCAGUCACUCCAUUCCCUCACUCCGAAAGUAGGAGGUCUAUGUGCCUUUAUAAGUCCAACCUCAUCCUUUGGUUCGCAAAGAAUUUUAGUCCAAUAGCUUUAUAGAGCAUGUCACAAUUUUAAUGGAUACAUGAAGCAAAUACUUAAACUGCAGGUGAACUAAUUGAGCUGUAAAGAAUGGCUAUAAUUAGUUUUGUAGUGUGUUUUUUAUUUUAUUUUUUUUGCUUAAUUUUUAAUAGGAAUCCUUAAAGGGCAUCUGUCAUGCCCCAAACAAUGUAUACUCAUUAGAUUGAACAUAAAAUUCUACCUAUAUCUUGUGUUAGCAAUUGCAGAUUAGAAGAAAAAACUAUUUAAAAAUAGGCUUAUUUCCCAGCUGUUAGUCAAUGUAGAUCAGCCCUCUGUUUCUCUAUGAAACAUUUGAAUGAACAUUGCCAAACAGUAACAAGAAAUUAAGUACUGGAGAAGAAAUGGGUGGGUUUUCAUUGGCCAGGAGGUCAGUUCUUCUGCUAAUUAAACUUUUGCUUUUAGGGCUAAGGAAAUAUUUGUGCACUUUAGGGAAUGCAGUUUUUGUUUUGGGGGUGCUGAUUCAUUCUUAUGUGCAUAGUAAGUAGGCUUUUUUGGGGGAGGGAGACAGACGGACAAAGUUUCUCUUUAGUAGUCUUAGAUCUUUGUUAUUCCUGGACUAUCACAUAAAAUUCUACAAGGACAGCUACUUUAUCUGAUUAACAACCUUAACCUUUUCUGUUAGACAUGCAAGCAUUCAUAUUGAGCCUGAAUGUAUUGUAAAUCCCAAUUUAAUGUUUUAUAAAUUAGUUUUAUUAGUACAGAAACAAAACCAGAGACCCCCAACAAACCAGAAGUAUUAAAUGCAACAAUAACUGAAGGCAAAAGAAAUGACUAUACAAAUUCAUUGGAUGCCUCUAAAGCAAUUUAAAAAAAUAAAAUAAUAAUAAUAUAUAUUUUGAAAAGCUUUAAUUCAUGUAGCUAUUUAUUGAAUUGUAUCUUGAUAAAUAUUCAAUGUUUGCUAUUAUUGACUAUAAAACCAUCCUUCUCUCCAAACAUAAGGAUCCACAACAUAAUAGGUUUUUGUAGCUCACUUAGUGUACUGCAAACACUUUUAGUUCAUGUUUCUGGGUAGUAUUAGUACCUUAAAUGAUCACUAUAGGGUCAGGAACACAAAUAUGUAUUCCUGACCCCCUAUAGUGUUUAUCUAGCCCCCCUGGGCCCCGUGUGUGUGUGUAUAUGUAUAUGUGUAUGUGUGUGUGUAUAUGUGUAUGUGUGUGUGUAUGUGUGUGUGUAUAUGUAUGUGUGUGUGUGUGUAUGUAUGUGUGUGUGUGUAUGUGUGUGUGUAUAUGUAUGUGUGUGUAUGUGUGUGUAUAUAUAUAUAUAUAUAUAUAUAUAUAUAUAUAUAUAUAUAUAUAUAUAUAUAUAUUCAUUCUUACUGUAUUCAAGCCUGAAGCUGUAACUCUGCAUGCUGUUAGACUCAGAAAAACAAGCAGUCUGUUGACAUCAUCAGAAGUGGUAGCCUGAUCCAAUCACAAUACUUCCCCAUAGGAUUGGCUGAGACUGACAAGGAGGCAGAUCAGGGGAGGAGCCAGCAUGGUUCAAACACAGCUCUGGCCAAUCAGCAUCUCCUCAUAGAGAUGAAUUGAAUCAAUGAAUCUCUAUGAGGAAAGUUCAGGGUCUACUUGCAGAGGGAGGAGACACUGAAUUUUUGAUACAUUUAAGGCAGCCAUGACCCAGGAAGGAUCUCCAACAGCUAUCUGAGGAGUGGCCAGUGAAGUUAUCACUAGGCUGCAAUGUAAACACUGCAUUGUCUCUGAAAAGACAGUGUUUACAGCAAAAAGCCAGAAGGUAAUGAUUCUACUCACCUGAACAAAUUCAAUAAGCUGUAGUUGUUCUGGUGACUAUAGUGUCCCUUUUAACAUUAAAUCCUAAACGGCUGUAUCCUACAUUUAAUCCUAAAGUGCUUCACAUUAUCGUCUGUAUUAAUAAGGUUUUAAUGUUUGACCCCUCUAAUGUUGAUAUUCCUUUUAAACAGAAGACCAUUUCCCUUAAAACUAAGAGAUUCUCUAUUAUGUUUAGAAAUAUAAUCUGCCUCCUCUCUAUUUCACUGUUUCUGGACUUGUUCCCAAAUUAACCGUUCUAGAGGAUCAUAGUUAAACAUUGUGGUGAAAUGUUGCAUACUCAUUUUCUUUUCUCCAGAAAUCUGCUAUAUUGGGCUGUGUCGCGGUCCGCCUCCUCCGUCAUGCGACGGGGCACAUUAGACCUUCCCCAUAUGUUAGCAUUGCCACAAUGCCUUACUAUGGGAUUUUCUCUGAUGCUGGAGGUUCUCAUUCAUAGUGUGACGACGUCCAGCGUUGUUUCACAGAAUCAAACUGGUAGACUGCAGCUAGAGGCAGUCUUGGUUCUAGUUUCUCUAAAAAUGCAAUGUUUUACAUUGAUAUGGUCUGGGUGCCAUGUCCCCUUUAGUCAAUGAGAUGAAGUUGUCUGGGUGCCUAUAGUGUCCCUUUAAUAACUAGCUUGCUGCAGAUACCCAAAAUCUGAUAAGUGCCUGAGUUUCUUCUUUGAAAGAUAGAAAGUGCAGCAAGAACCUGGCUCCACAUUUGGCAGCUUCAUUGAGAUGCCAAGUUCACCAUUCCACAUUCAGAAGAAGCUUGAUCAGGAAUGGUCUUUGUGGAAGGGUAUACAUUCCAAUCUUUGCAUAUCUUAGCCUUUUCACCCUGUUCCCAUUCUGAAAGUCAUCCCUUGGCUGCUACCCUUCCGCAAAAAACAUUCCUGGUCAAACUUCUUCGGACUGUAGAAUGGUCAACUUGGUAUCCUGAUGAAGCUGCCAGAUGCUGAGCUAGGUCCUUUCUGGACUUCUUGAUGUCUCUCAACAAAGAAACUCACAUGAAUGCCACAUCUUGAGUAUCCAGUUUAUUUGCUGAAUUCCCUUUGAGUGUGGCCUUGCGUGUAUGCAUACAUACAGCAAACACAUUUCCUGGUUGUAUUCUACUGAGAGAGAAUUAUUUAUGGUCAUUAUACCAUUGCUAAAACAAAUUAUCUAUCCAGAUAUGCUCUGAGGAAGCCUGAUAAGGCAAACUCACUGGGUUCAUUUAUGCAACAUAAGAACAUAAUAUGUAUUAAGUUAUGGUCCAAGGAGGUCCUGCUCACAGACUCGCAUAUUAGUGUUCUAUUCGGGAAUGGUUUAACCCCUGUGUCUUCAAUCCAACAUCCACUGGCUCUGCUCCUUUACUUGCAUUCAUUUAGGAAGCCUCAGACUGGGUUGCUGAUGAUGGGAUGAGUAGCUCCCUAUUCACAAAUUAUAGUGAAAAAGUAUUGGCAGUCCUCUUUCAACCUAUCACCACCCCUGUUGUUGGCAUGAAUUAUCAUAGCUAGAAUAAAACUUGUAAACUGUCUUAGCCACACUGCUAAUGAGUGCCAGGCUGUGGUUGUUCUAGACUGCUUGAAGAUGGUUUAAUACUACUCCACGCACUAUAACCAACUCAAUGAGCAGAAAUGCCUAUAGUGCCUGCAGUUCAGUUUGCAAAACAUUGCUUUCUGGUAUUUGCUAGCACACAAAAUUGUCAGGAAGAGCAGCCUUGAAGCUGGAAAUGUGCAACCGUGUCACUUUGUGAAAGUGACCACUUUCCCUCCAGAUUAGGGUCAGUGCAACAAGAGGGUUAUCACCAUUUCCUUGCAGCAGAAAAGGCAGGCAGAACUGUAUUAAAAACUUAAAAAGGUUAAGCCCAUCCUCCUCUCAAUACUAAAUAAUGUGAUUUGUGAGUUAGUGAUGGCACGUUUGGCAUGUUUGGAAGAGAAAAGCAUUAAAUGACAGGACUGGAAUGUUUAGUUUUUCUGUAAAGUUAGAGUGCUUCUCUACCUUUUCCAUGUGCUCAAGGAUUAUCCAGACAUGCAUGUGGGUAUCUACAGAGCAUGUAAAUACUACAAAGAUGGCUAUAUCCAUUUGAAGCCGCUUCGGCAAAACUAGUUGAUUUAUGAUGUGAAUGCUUAGUUGGGAAUGGUGAGGAUAAGUUAAAUCAUAGAAGGAUAAAAUCAAACAAAAAAUGUGAUAUUUUUUUUUUCUUUUCACUUUAUUUUAAAGCUGCUCACCUUAAAAAUGGUUGACAAAAUAAAAUGUAAGUCAAAUACAUUUAACAAUAUAUGGUGAAUGAAUGUAAGGUUUCAGACCUGUAUAUUAGUGUAAAUAUAAAACGGAUGCUGUGCUAUGUUUAAAAUUUUAUGGUAAUGCUACCAGUUAUUUAUGAUCUGUGGAAUGUUUAGAUUAGAAUUUUAACAAAAUUCUGGAACUGUGGUAAAACCUGAGAUUUGUGUUCUCAAGUGUCAUUCACUAAAUUUAUUUUUAAACAAUGGCAAUGUAUCUGUGUUAAUUGUGGUGGAAAAUUUCAGUUUAGUUUUAGUCAGUAUUUGUCAUAUGAAUUGUUUUAGUUGACUAAACCUCCAGAUUUUAGUCGACGCGACCAAAAUCUAAUAGGUUUAGUUAAAGCCUCUAUUUGUUUCUUUUGAUAGUCUCAUUCUUCACACAUAAAGCACUUCAGCAAGGUAAAGUACUUUAGGGGUAACAUUUUGAAAAUGGUCUGUUUUCCCUUAGGCACCCACAUUUCAAGUUUCCUCCACACAGCUAAACCAUGCAUUUGAAUUCCAAUUUAGGUCGUAUUUAUGCAAGUUUAGGUCAUUAGUUGGUUGAGAACAUCAACUGACAUUGCGAUUGUGCAUACAUAGAGAUUAAGACAAACGCUGAGACAAUGAGGGUGUUGCUGCAUUUCAGACUUUGGAGAAAUAAACCAAAGAUUGUGCAUAGUUCAAAACAGACAAUGGUUUGCAAAAUGAAAUAAGCCUUUAUGAUGUAUAGAUAAUAGCUCGGCCCCUACCAAGAACUGGCCAAAUUGAAAGCAGUAUUGAACACGUUUGCUGUGUUUAAAAAAUUUUUUUUUUGUGGGUGCUGUUCUUGCAGAGUAAAGAGUGAGGUUGCAGUGGUCCCGACAUUUAAAAAGGUUGUGUUUUUUUUUUUUUUGGGGGGGGGGGUUUUGGGUUAAGCUUUAAUGUACUCUAUCAUGUUGCCCUACUGUCAAGUGUUCUUUAUUUUAAUGGCCACCUGUCUCUUGAAUGCGUCUUCAUAUUGACAUUCCAAGUGUGUGUAUUCAGCUAAGCAAAACCUGCUUCAUGGUCCUCCUCCAUUGAAAAUACAUAAGGAUAUCGGGAAAUAUUUUUCACAAGAUCAUCAAUAGAAAGUGCAAAGUAUUUAGGAUCAUGGCUCUUUUGACAGUUUCUCUGUGAACUUCGUACUGCCUAAACAUUCAUAAAUAAAGGGUUGACCGUUUCCAUUUUGUGUGCUAUUGCACAUACAGCAGUCAUGAACAAGGCCAUUCCAAGUGUGCAUCUGAUUUGGCUCAGUGUGUGCCAGGGUUAAAAUUUGAAAAGAUCAGUGUUCUAGACACAAAAGGAUAAUCACCCUGUUAACACCAUCCACACAGAUCUUAAUAUAAAAGCUGCCAUGAACAGGACAAUUUAAAAAUGGAGAGUCCUAUGUUACUUUAGCCAAAUUAGACUUAGAACCCCAACACACUUUAUAACAAUCAAUAUAAACAAGAUUCAGUACUUCCACUAGCCAAAUGUAGAAAUUCACUACUGACAGUAUGUUAUGGUUUGCAGUACCGAGUAACUUUUUUAAAGGAUUACUCCAAGCAUGUGUUGUCACUAUAAAUGUCUGCACAUACAGAGAUUAACGUUUUUGCUGCCAGUGGUGUAAUUUCACCUCUGGCCUUAUUGUGAACCAUUAGCUGUUUACAGGCAUACUAACACCAAUUGUGUGAAAAAAAUAGUGUUUUGCACUACAUGCUGCUGACAGAUGUGAAAAGCUUCACAUUUUAUUCAUUUUAAAAUUCUAACCUUACCCAUCCAGAUCGCGCACAUGUUCUCUGAACAGGCGAAAUGGUCCAAUCGCAGGUUUCUCUAUGAUAAGACAUCAGAAGAUCAACACUAGGUACUUCGUCUGGUGCUGGAUUCCAGUUGAGUAAAACCUUCUUUUGCUGAAAAAUGAAAUGGAGAUCUGCUGAAUAGGGCAUAUUACACUGGAAAGGUCUCCCCUCUCAAAAGGCUUAUAUUAGCUGUUUAGGUUCUUUAACGUUGUUCACAAAAUAUAGAUUUUUAGCAGAUUAAUACCUUGUUUUGAUAUUUUAAUAUUUGUAAAUAACUUUAAAACCUUUUCAGGCUUAAAGGAGAAUUGUUAAAUAUAUCAGGCAAACUAAUAAUAUGUGUGCAUCAUACUUGUGAUUAUAUUUGUGUGCCUUAGCUGGAAUGUCUGUAUUUAUAAAAUAAUAAAAUAAAAUAAAAAAAAAAAAUGUGUGUGUAUAUAUAUAUUUUUUUCAAUUCAGGCAUACCUUAACCUUUAAAACAAAUGUACGUUAGGAAGGAACACUCCAGUGUUAUAUGUAUAUACUAAUAUAGGAUACACCCCUGCCCUCCUUUCCCUGAAGUAAAGCACUUACCACUAAUGAAGCAGCAGAAAAAAAAUCGCACUGCCUACUGGGAGGCCAUCAGUACUAAUAUUCUAAUGAUCAGUAGAAUGCUUCUCAAAGAGAAAUAUUGCCUUCAUGUUGGUUGGAGCAAGGAAAUCCGUUAUAUCACCCUCCUAGUGGUCUGACAACCGGGAGUGUACAAUCCUGUCACUUUAUAAAACUGCAGAUGUGUCCUGAGAUUUUUACUUUUUUUAUAAAGAGACAAAGAUGGACAUUCUGAGGUGUGGAAUAUUCCUUCAGCCAUUGAAAGUCCAAACCAAUUUUUGCUGCAGCUUUAAUCACUUGUAUAAUAGUGGUUAACCUGGUUUGAAUUCCACAUUACAAUCCCUCCCUCUACCCCCAUUAUUUUGUGAGGGAAUGCAGAGUGUAACAGUUUUUUUUUUCCUGGUAUGCUCAUUUUGUACUUCCUGUAGUAACAUUCUCCAUUUUGCUUUUUUCCUUUUAGUGUAAAAUUGUUCCAUUCUACCUGAAUUCUCUACAGUUAACAUAAAACAACCACACAAUGAAGCAAGUUCCUCAUAUACUCGUGACUCCUGUCAUGAAGAGUUCCAAUCCUGAAGUUAGCAGAGAGUGCUCUGUAUUCCUUGGAAGAGCUCAGAUUUCAGCAACUCUACAAGAUGGGGUCAUUCAGAAACUUAAUGGCCACGAUACACUACCAUUUCUUCCACCUGAUAAACUGAAGGACCUAACAUCACGUGUUUUUAAUGGAGAUUCUGGGGCCCAAGAAGCCAAAGUUCGCUUUGAUGAACCUGAAAUUAAAGGUACCGAGACACCACCUUCAACUACCCCAACAAAGAAUGGAUCACCUGAAAUAAAAUUAAAAAUUACUAAGACCUACAUGAAUGGAAAGCCCUUGUUUGAGUCUUCGAUUUGUGGGGAAGCAGGGGAAGAACCUACCAAUGCAGAGGAAGUUGAGGAGGAUAAGAAAAGUAAAAGAGGAAGGAAGAGAAAAAGUAUAAAGUUUGGCACAGCUGAGGAGAAGCAGAGUGAUGAGGCCUCUGAUAAAUCUGACGCCCUCGACUCAUCUGACCUUAAGGUAAUUUCCUAGUUUUUCACUUCUGAUAACUCAAAUUGCCUAUAAUAUAACUUGAUAAGCAGAACAGAUCUAGCAAGAAGCAGCUUAUGUCAUAAAGGCACUACCCCCAAGCAAUUAGCUUAAUUUAAAACAAAAAAUAUAAGCCAUUGAAAUGGGCAGUACAGGCAAUUUAACCACAAUGGCUCGCUGUGGUUAUAUUGUCUAGAGUGGAAGUGUUGUUCCGGUUUAAUAACAAACCAUUGCAAUGUUUUACAACAAGGCUGCUCUUGGUCCUCAAACCUAUUCCCCAUUUUGGGUGGAUACAUUAUGGAUGAAUUAUUGUCUAUGCUGGCAUUCUGGACAAGGAUGUAUUGCAAAUGUUAAGUUGUGACUAUAGCUGAGUUUGGAUAAUUCUUCCAGUUCAGCUUUUUUACUUUAAUUUUUAAAUUCAGCUCUAAAGGAACACUAUAGUGUUAUUAAAUCAUUCCUAACAGUAUAGUGCUUGAAUAAAUAUUGGUUCCUUCCCCCUCUCUGUGGAGCUAAAAGGCUUUUACAUUUAAUCGCUGCCCUGGUUUUGCUGUGGCUGUCCCCGUCUCUACAGCUGAGAACAUCAGUCUGAACUGUCUCAACCAAUCCAAUGGCUUUCCCAUAAGAAAGCAUUGGGAGGCUAUUGCGCAUGUGAAUUAGUGUAACUCUAUGGGAAGCCUUUAGGGUCUCAACGCUGUACACACUAUUGAUGCUGUGUACAGUGCAGCAUUAGGUAGAAAGCACCUCUAGUGAUCGUCUGAAUGACUGUCAACAGAGGUGUUACUAGGCAGGGAUGUAAACAAUGAAUGCAUUUUCUCUGAAAAGCCUAUAUGGACAUGCUAUAGACACCAGAACCAAUACAUUGAGCUGUAGUGGUUCUGGUGACUAUAGUGUCCCUUAAAUUGCAAACACUUGUUCAGUGAAUUGGGCUACCACUUUAUUAAUCCCUUGGACAAGCAGAUUAAACAUAGAUCACAUUCCUGAUCUCAUACAUGUAGAUUGUCCUUUAAGUUAAAUGUGCACCUACCUGAAAGUGACCUGAUCUUUAUGCUUUUGACUGGUUGGCGUUAACAUGUUCAUUUGGUUUUCCAGUAAAUGGUAAAUUUUAAAAAGAGUCAGUGGUUUACAAAACAUAUCAAAUAAAAAUAUCCAUGAUCUUAGCCUUUGUUUUUCUUGCUCAUGUCAUUUUGUCAUUGUGAUUCAAAGGAAGUCUCUGAAUUGGAUACAUCGACUGCGAAAGAUGAAGAAGAUGCUUCAUUUAAAUUUUCUGUUGGAGACUUGGUAUGGUCUAAAGUUUCUGGGUACCCAUGGUGGCCGUGUAUGGUAACAUCUGACCCAGUCCUGCUUAGCCAUACAAAGAUCAAGGGUAUGUUUUUACUUUGUGUCCAUUAAGUUACACUGUGUGAAUUAGCCUUCUAUGCACACUGAAAUGUAGAUUUCCACAUAGAUUAACAAUGAUUUGGAAUAACGCAAUAAAACAUUGCAUGUAUAGUAAUUCUGCACUGUUGUGGAUUAUAAACUCUACUGCCACAAUUCCUGGAUUUAAUAUAAGGAGUUCCACCUAAUUGUAGUAGAUUCACUCUGCUGCAUUUUUUUUUUUUUUUUUAAAAUAACCAUAUGUUUAUGGGUGUAUGCUGUUGAUGAUAUUGGUUGUUGGUACAUAAUUUGCAACUGACCUUCCAAGAUUGCUCACUCAGUCUAUAACGAACUUUAAAUUUAGAUCUAUGUAAUUUCUAAACAAAUCAAAUACAAAAAAAUGCAUCUAUACUAGGGAUUAACUGAUUACUGGUCUGGCCAGUACCGAUAUUGUCGAUAAUGCAGACCAGGGCUGCCAUCAGGGUCCUGGGAGGCCCAGCACACUCUUACUUACCUUCCCAGCAGCUCCCCUGUCUAACUCUCGCGAGUCCUGCGACCGUCGGUGUUGCCACAGGUUACCAUGGCAACGCGGCACACAGGCUGCGGGAGCUAAAGGGAGCUGCUGGGAACGUAAGUAAGAGUGUGCUGGGCCCCCUAUUUUUUUUAUAUUUUUUUAAAGUUGAAAAAAUAAAAAUACUCUCACUGCAUCCACUACACACACAUUCUUGAAAACCUACAAAAUUCUGACUGGCAUGUAUAUUUUGUGCAUUUACCUUAAUAAAGAUUUGCAAAAUAAAUAUAAUAAACAUGUUCAGUUAACAGUAGAUUUGUGUAGACAUAGUUUUAUUUUUUUUUUUAAAUGGUAAAUGUACAGAAUAUCGGUAAGUUAUCGGCUAUCGGCCUGAAAGUUCACAGAUUUAUCGGUAUCUGCUCUAAAAAAAAUCAAUAUCGGUCAAUCCCUAAUCUAUACCAGGCAUAGGCAACCUUCGGCACUCCAGAUGUUUUGGACUAUGUUAAUACACAGGCAAUGAAAAAAUGUGGGGCAUCAAAAGUAAGGUACAAUCAAGUAUUCCGGAGUAUCAUCUGGUCAGAUGGAGGGAUGCAUUCGUGCAAAAUAUCUUCAAAUCUGGAAUCCUAACACUAGUAAGUUCUAGUUCUAUAGGCACCCAUACCACUUUCUCAUUAAAGUGGUAUGGGUGCACUGUCCCUGGACCUUUAACCCUGUAGUCUAAAACAUUGCAAUUUCAGAGAAACUGCAAUGUUUGUAUUGCAGGUAAUAUGUCUGACAACCACUAGAGGCGAUUUCUACAUUUACAUGGUUUAAAACCAUGGAAAAAAAAAAAACCUGUACGUCAAGCUGUGCAUGAGGGCAUCCAGUCUCUUUAAAUACUCAAUAAGAAUGCAUCAAUUCAGUGCGGCAUUUGACACGGAUGCACAUCAGGUUCCUCCUCAACAUUGUCUUGGGCUCUGGAAUCUGGUAAGUGUUUUAAAGGGUUUAUUGCCCUUUAACUGCCAUGGUGGGAGGGGGUGGUAGAGGUACACUCUAGUGUAAACAUUACAUAUUUGUAUUCCUAACACUGUAGUGUUCCUUUAAAAUGAAUCUCAUGGCAUUCUUUAAAUCAUUCAAAUUAAAGGACCACUAUAGUGCCCUGAGGGUGCCCCCACCCUCAGGGUCCCCCUCCCGCCCGGCUCUGGAAGGGGGAAAGGGGUAAUAACUUACCUUUUUCCAGCGCUGGGCGGAGAGCUCUCCUCCUCCUCUCCGCCUCCGUUGCCCCGCCGUUGAAUCGCCGCAGCGCAGCAGGCUGCGCGCGCAUUCAGCCGUCGCAUAGGAAAGCAUUUACAAUGCUUUCCUAUGGACGCUUGCGUGCUCUCACUGUGAUUUUUCACAGUGAGAAGCACGCAAGCGCCUCUAGUGGCUGUCAAUGAGACAGCCACUAGAGGAUUAGGGGGAAGGCUUAACCCAUUCAUAAUUAUAGCAGUUUCUCUCAUUCUCUCACUCAUUAAGCUGAAGUGGUCUGGGUGCCUAGAGUGGUCCUUUAAAGAAUGUUUGACAUUUAAGGAGCAAAUGUGAAUUCAAGUAUAGACUAGGAUGGGCAAAGUUUUGUAGUAAAAGAAAUUGUGCAAUUGAUACAAUCCCAGAGAUCAGCCUUCUAGUUGCUACUAGUUAUCUUUGGUAAUGAGUGGGUAAACAAACUGCUAAAUCUGUUAAAUAGUUUUGUGAUUCUUUCUUGUGUCAUUGCAUGACAAUUUAAAAAAAUAUAUAUAUUCUCCCCCCUCCCAUUCCUCUAUUUUUCUCACAUGCUUAUUUAGGGCAAAGAAAGAGUAUCCGUCAAUAUCAUGUGCAGUUUUUUGGCAAUGCCCCUGAAAGAGCAUGGAUCUUUGAGAAAAGCAUCACACUUUUCAAAGGAGAGAAUGAAUAUGAUCAGCUAUGCCAAGAGAGUGCAAAACAAACACCGAAUAAAGCAGAAAAGAUGAAGGUACACAGACUUAUGCCAACAGAGCCCCUCAAAUAUUUAUACUUCAGCCCUUUGCUUUUGCAUUGGGUUGACAAUUGUCUUAAACGUAAAGUUCAAACUACAAAAAAAUUGUAUAGAAUUUAUUCCUACAUAAUAAAUAUGUGCAUUAGUUUGUAAAUGCAUUUAAAUUAACUGCAACUUUAUCUCCCUGAUCAGCUUUUAAAACCAAUCACUGGCAAAAUCCGUGGUCAGUGGGACAUUGGAAUUCAGCAGGCUAAAGAAGCUCUAACGAUGACAUCAGAGGAGAGAAAGGAAAAAUUUACUUUUGUUUAUGUGAAGGACCGUCCUCAUCUCAAUCCCAAGGUAGCCAUGGAAGCAGGCAUCCCAUUAGAACCAAUCCCGGAAACAAGUGAAGAUAUGGAUGAAAAGUCGGAGAGCUCUAAUAAAGAUGGAGUGCCUAGCAAGAAAAGGAGAGUGUCCAGGGUUCCCAGCAAUCAAAAGUCUGAACCUUCUGAUGUGAAGUCUCCUGCAAAGGUUUCAGAGAGCCCAGAGUCUAGAAAAAAUGUCUCUUCCCCCAGCACCAAAAGAAAGUCUGGAGCAUAUACCUCAAGGAGCAGAAAAGUUGGUGCAGUGACACAGUUUCUGGUGUUUUGUCAGAAACACAAAGAUGAGGUAAAUGUUUUUUUGUUUUUUGUUAACUGGUUGCUAAAAUGUGAUUCUUAGGAAAGAGUUGUAAGGUGAUAUAUGUAGUGUGUUACACUGCCUUUAAAGCAGAAGUACUCUUUUCAAAUGGCAAUGCGCUGGGACAAAGUCAUCAGAUUGCUUAUUGCUGCAAGUGGUGAUAUGUGUGCAUAUAGUGUUUAAGCAGUACACAUGCAAGUUGUAAUCACGAAGGUAGAAGCAAACUUGGAUGCUAUUGCAGAGAGCUUCCUUUGUGAAAAAUGUUUUACUUUAAUGGAGUGAAGAGUAGCUUUUCUUAUAUGUAAGAACCAUGUCUGAGACUUGUGUAAAGGACAUGGUUCUUUUUACACACUGCUUUCUUUUGUUUGCGUAUUUGUCUAGCAUAAUCUGACCUUAGCUUUAGAUUCAUUGGUUGUCAUGUAGGAAAAAGAUAAACACAACAGACUUUCAUAUGUAAUAGGCAACUUAUAACUGACUGCUCAUUUGGUGGGUUAUUUUUUAUUUUAUUUUUUUGGUUAUUACUGCCUCUUUAACCAGAUAAUGAUGAUCAUAUAAGUGACUUGGGGGUCAAGACAAGCACACUUUAGUUCUGUCUAUGUCUAUGCACAGUGUUGCAUUCAUUGGCUGAGUGCGCCCAACUGAUGCUCUCAGCCAAUGAGUGGUUGACUCUAUUAGCAUCCUUCUUUAUGAGCCAGAUGCACGUCUCUGGCUGUAAGAGGACCCUCCGCAUCCAGCGGGCAAAAAUAGGUUAAGAGGGCAAAACAGAUUUCCCCUUUAACAGGAAACAGGGCUUCUCACAAAACCUAUAAAGCAUGGGUUAAAAUGCGUAGAGUAGCCCUUUAAUUCAUGAAGAUGAAAUGGUUAUAGAGCCUACUAAAAUAGUCACAAUAUACUUUAAAGGGACACACAGUAGUAGGUAAUAUAAUAAUUAGCAUUCUUACAGAACCAACGUGUUUUGCAGCAUUUAACAAUUUUAGAAGGCUCAAACGAGCUUAAAAACCUUGUUUCUCAGUUCUAAGGCAGUGAUGUUACCACUGCUCCAUCCAGGUAUGUUUGUGUUUGCGUGUUUUGCAAUAUCUGCUUACAUAGCAUGUAAAAUUACAUCUGUACAUUUUGUUAUCCAGUGUUUGUCAUGUGUUGCAGUUAGUAUACAGACAUCUAGAUCACUUUAUUUGUACAAAAUCAAUGUGUUAAUCAAUGUGCCCUUUUUUAUACUUCACAUUGGCAAUGAUAUAGUUGCUUUCCUGUUGGACAAUACAUAACGUCAUUGACAUGGUUUUUAAAUUUGUAUCAGGGCUUCAUAAAUCCGUGCGUAACAUUUUGUACUGUCUUUCUGACAUACAAUGUGUGUAGGAUGCACCUCCCAACUGUAGGCAUGUCUGAAGUCUCAAAAUACUUCAUGUGUUCAAUCCAUGGAUAACGAUUGUUUGAAUCACUGAACUGGUACUCCAUUGGUGACCAAGUAUUUGCAAUAGACGUUGAAAAUAGGAGUCCACAGGGGUCACAAUUUAAGGUCAUGCCCUACCUAAGGCCUUAUGGCCAAAAAUCUAUCUAUUUAUUUUUGAUUUUUUUUUUUUGCUUUGCAUUUACCCUACGUUGUGAUGCCUGUAGACUCCUGUUUUUAGUUGUUGUGUAGUGGGGCGCAGGCAGACUCUCCUCCACAGUUCCCACAUACAUUUACUUGUGUGCAGCACUCCCUUGACUUUAUGCAAUAGAAAUUGAUGCAGGAACAUCCAGAGAAGUGAACACAUUGCUGAUAGGUUAGCCAGACAUCUCUAAUGCAGUAGGUUGGUUAAAAAAUUAAAUGCUUGCCCAUUAAAGGACCACUAUAGUGCCAGGAAAACAAACUCGUUUUCCUGGCACUAUAGGUCCCUGAGGGUGCCCCCACCCUCAGGGUCCCACUCCCGCUCGGCUAAAGGGGAAGAAGGGGGUUAAACACUCACCUUUCUCCAGCGCCGUGGCUGGGACUCUCCUCCUCCUUCUGAUGACCUGGCACCCAGACCACUUCAUUAAGCUGAAGUGGUCUGGGUGCCUAUAGUGGUCCUUUAAAAUGGAACUCUAUGCAGGAUACAGAGAAUAGAGGAAUUCCUGAUAUACUUCUUAUGAUACAUGUUUACCACUUUAACAUUGUUGUAUUCUUAUUUUUUUUAAUAGUGCCUGUCCUAAAAAGUGGAAAAACAGUAUUGAUAGCUGUAUUAAUAUGGCUAAUAAUAAAUUCUCUGGAACUUUUACCAUUGCUGAAAUAUUUAUAUAUUUUUAUUUUUAACAAGCAUUCUUUCUUUGGACUUCUAGGUGAUAAAUGAGCACCCAGAUGCAUCAGCAGAAGAGAUUGAAGAGUUGCUUGAAUCGCAGUGGAAUAUGCUCAGUGAUAAACAAAAAGCGCGCUAUAACACAAAGUUUGCAAUUGUCACCUCUCCCAAACCCGAAGACUCUGGUAAACAUGAAACCACACUGUACUCUAAGGGAUUUUAAGCUCUAUCUUGAUAGUUUAAAAGAAAAAGGAAAAAAAAAAGUGAGAGAAAAAUUAAAACAAAUCAGCAGAGUUUCUUCUAAUCUACUUUAAAUAUUAAGCCCUUAUUUGCUACUUUAUUGUAAUUGUCCAGCCUGUGACCACUGUGCUCAGUUAUUUUCAAAUUGCACAGGCACAGAAUAGAUUUUUAUUAACAAAAAAGCCAUUCUCAAAACGCACUGUUUUCUUAACAUGUUUUACCUCACAAAAUAAUUAUGGACUAUAACCAUCCAUAAUAAAACUGGAUGAUUUUGAGGCUGCACAGGUGCUUUUGAUUCGCAUUUGGCAUGUAUAGAAUGUUAUUAACAUUUUAAGAAAUAUGGUGGUGGCUUUAUAGAUUGGAGUCAUAGGUAAUUUUUAGAAUAGUGCACAAACUAAUUUUAAGUAUGUAGUUCUCCUUAACCAUCUCCUCAUUGCACCUUCACCAGACCACUAAACAUAGUGCCCACGCACAUUUUUGUAUGUGAGGCUGGUACUGUGUAUAUGGGGUGAUGGUUAAUAAAUAAAAUUGAUAUAAAUGUGUAUUGGGGUACUUGGGAUAAUGGACAUGGUCACUAGCUCAAUUUGACUCUAUUACAUUGUAUGGCAUCUGUCAAUAUGAAUAGUGAUAAAACAGAAAAUUAGGAACAUUCUUAAUCUGCCAUUGCCGACAGAUGGAAAAAGUAAUGUUAAAUUAAAAAAAAAAAAUAUCAAAAAUAAUGAACUGUCCUGGUUUUAAUGGUUUCAAAUUUGUGGAAAAUCUGUUUUUACUCCAUAGUUUCUUUGAGUAAUUUACAGCACAAAUCUAGUUAAAAAUUAAUUUUAUUAUUCCUGUAAGUUCAUUGAUAUGAACAUUCGCAUAUAGGUCUGUCUGAAAUAAAAGUGCCAGGAUGGACACAUCUGUCUGUCCAAAAGGAAGACCCCACUCCCCCCAUCUGCAGGCUAUGGGAAAAAAUUGCUUUCAGAGAUACUUAAACUUGAAGAACGUUAAUUUCUCUGUUCAUUCAUCCGAGACAUAUUAAUGCUAUAACAUUAGAGCCUAUACAAUCUGUGGCAACAUUUACAAAAAUGUCCCUCAAUUUUAUUUUAUAUAAGCUUUUCACAUAAUUCAAAUCUGCUGUAAUCACUUUCCAAAUGAUGUAUUUGCAGAAGUCACUAAUAAAGUCUAUGGUAACUUUUGUAGAUAAAUCAUUUGGAAAGUUUUUCAAGCAGAUUUUAAUUAUUUGUGAAGCUUAUCCAAAAAUAUUUGAGGCCAUGAUGAGAAUCCAAACCAAUAGAGAGGCAAAUAAACCCUAUAACAAAGUGGAAAACUUUAUAUUUAAAGAAAAUAGGCAAAUCGCAAGUUCGUGUUAUGAAUUUAUUUUUUGAUUUUUUUUUUUUUUUUUUUUUUUAAAGCAGUUUCCCAUAAUGACCCAGAAAAUGAGCAUUAAGGUGAGCCCAGAGGUCUCAAGGCAAAGGCCCUGGCUUAAAAGUAAACAAACCAUAAACAAAGGUGCAACAGUGGAAAGUGCUAAUGCAGUGCAGUAAAUUACACCCACUAAGGUGUCACUCCUUAACACCAAAAAAUAUACAGUGUAUAAUAAACAAUGUCGGUGUAAUAACAGUAAAACAUGCAGAUAACCAAGGAAUACUUAUGCCAUAUACCACUGCAUUCGUAAAACACAAAUUAGAAAUACAUGGUGUUAGUAUAGCAAGACAUAAAAACAUUAUAUGCUAUGUAUAAAACACUCACAUACUGCUGAGUCAAUCUCAAGCUGACUCAUGCUUUUUGUGCUUGUGGUAAAUAUUCCUUUGUCGGAAUUGGAUCUGCAAAAUUACAGUAUAAAACAAUACAAAUUUUGGUGACUCUUAUGAAUGCGUUUCAACCCCUCAUGGCUCUUUUUCAAAGAUGCAUAUUCUUAUUGAGUAUUGUUAUUUUAUACUUUGUUUGAUAAGCUUGGAAGAUUUUCCAAAAGAGCCUUGGGGACCUCAAUUUCUUCGUUCAGAAGGUCCAAUUCCUACAAAGGAAUAUUUACCACAAGCACAAAAAGUCUGAGUCAGUUUGCGAUUGAUUCCGCAGUAUGUGAGUGUUUUAUGAUUUAUAAUUUGGUUUUAUGUCUUGAUAUACUACACUACACUAUUUUUAAUUUGUUUUAUAUAUGCAGUGGUAUAUUGCAUAAGUAUUCCUUAUUUAUCUGCAUGUUUUACUGUUCUCAUUGCACCCACAUUGUUUAUUAUACAAAGUUGGCUUAAGCUCACAUGGAGAAAUGGUUCUAGGUUAGACUCAUUGUAAAAUAUUUAGUUUUGCAUUGCAGAAUAAUGCAUGCCGUGUUUUAUUCACUAAACCGUGACUUGUCUGGAAUGCACCAGGACGUUCCAAAUUUAAAGGGUCUCUCCAACCCCUAUCAUUUUUUUUUUUUUUUUUUUUAAAUGUAUUAUGCCCUAUUUUUUUUCUUUUAAGUGUAGUCUUUGGUUGGACUCUAUAGCUUGCUCAGAGCUCAUGUGCAAACUGAGCCAGUGAGGGAGCCUAAAAAAAGCUUAAAUUAAUGGGUUCUGUAGUCGGGUGGGCUGUAGGGAGGGAGAGGAGACCUAAGACUCCCCUUGCAGGCAGAGAAUUGGAUUGUCUGUUGCCAGCAUGCAGUGCACGCUGACAUGUAAAAUAAGCACAGAAUCGACAUUAGGCAGUCUGGUGCAAAUAACUCUGGUUGUACACCGUUUCAAGCUGAAAUGCUUCACAGACAGAUUCUUAACUCCAUGACCACUUCUCUCUUUUUAAGUCAUGGAGGAACGAAUCUAGCUGUGAAGCAUAAGUAGUCAUGGAUGCUGGAGUAACUUCUAAGGCCAAAUCUCCCCUCUUACUAUUGUAUUCUAAAUUUUAUAAUUUGUCAGUUUGUGAGUUUAGUGAAUAAACCUUGGUGUCCAUGGAAAUGUGCGUAGGUUUAAUAUGCUACUUAAACUAUUUCAGACAGAUCACUGCAUUAAAACCAGGCUUAUUAUUGAAGGAUUUAUACAAUUUAACAUUACUCUCCCAUUAAUGCAGAAGGUUCCGCACAUAAACGUAUGUUGUAGUCUAUUGACUGGCAAAUUCAAUGUUCAUUUCUCCAUUACAGGCUUCUUUUUACAGCCUUAAGGCUGUAAAAGCAUGGACAGCUGCUUUUUGAAGCUCCACUAAUACAUUGCAUUUUAGUUGCCCCCUUAAUUUAAGACGUGCAAGCAGGUUUACUGAGAAAUCGACAUUUUAACAUGCAGCUUUCCAGACUGGAGUACAUGUUUUGUCCUCUGUCUAGUGGUCUUCUUCAGCGAUACAUACUGUUUUGGGCAGAGAUUCAGAUGAAUAAAAGGAUGUAACUGAUCAAUAAUGUAAAAUGAAUGCUGCUGUCCACAUAGCCUCUUCUCUGUCCCGCCACCGGAACAGUGACUUGUUUCCUUGUUUGUAUCUGAAAAAUGUCAUGGAAUAAUUGGAUACCGGUUAACAUGAAAAACACAACACCCAAAAAAACUUCUGUAUCUCUCAAGGUACAUCAACGAAGAAUAUCCUGGAAGUCAAGCGAAACCUUCUCCAAGAGUUACCGCAGAGGAACUCAAGAUCAAGAAGUAAUUGAAAUAACCUGUUAUGCGUUUGUUUUUAUUUUUUUUAGUGUUCUAGAGUAAAACCUGAAAACUAAAAGGCUCUUCUAAGAGAUUGACAAUAGACAUGGAUUUGUUAAUAUUUCAAUAUCUUAAUAGGUGUAGUGGUGAUUUUUGUCCUUUUUAUCAUGGGAAACCCACAGUGUAUGUAACAAGAAAAAAAAAAUUACUGUAAGUUACACGUGAUUUGUUGUGCGGCCUUUACAUCAAUAUUCCUUCCUGGCCAGUUAAAUAUAGAAUUGUACCCUGUUUAUUGUUGUAGAUGUACACCCUCACCUUGUUGGGAGCCUGGGAUUGUUUUAUUUUUAUUCAAAAAAUUUUCCCCUCUAAUUGCGUGCCCCGCGAUAGACUUGAUUACUAAAGGAAGAAGUGCAACUCUAUUAAUAAACCCUUUUAAGUUUUGCAUUGAGGGCUCUGUUUGAAAGACCGAUUUUGUAAAUACUGCUAUUGUGAUAUCCACUUUAGUUGUGCAAAGUCACACUUGUUGUAAUCACCCAUAAAUAACAGCACACUGAUUGUCAUAACUUUAUGGUAUAUGUAUGGGCACAACAUGCAGCGAUUGCAUCAUUUCAUCAUAAUAAACAAAUCAUUGCAUCCGUUUUUGUACAAAGAGUAAAUAGUGUGGACAGAGCUGUUUUAAAUCUGGAUUUUGAGUGCCCUAGCCUUGUGGUUUUAUGCAUUACUAAAGUUUGCACAAUAUAUGUGUGUAAUAAAUAUGUAGAACAUACUUGCUCUGGGAUUCCAUUUACAUGGAAAAUUUUAAUGUUAGAACCUACCGUGCCUUAUAUAACGGUUUACAAGCUCAGGUCUUAAUAGACUGUAAAUAUUCUGUGAGAUUGGAGUAUUCUGCUUGAGCACAUGUGUACAAAUCAAAUCAAAUUAAACCAUUAGCUCACAUUGUUUAAGGUCAGGUGUUCAGAAAUCACAUGUGUUUCCAUGCCUAUAUUACACCUGCCUUAAAUUUGGCUGAACACUGUUUGAGACAAUUUUCUCUUUAGUAAAAUAACUUUCAUGGGGUCUUAAAUGUCAUAGAUAACAUCUUGUGAUAAAACUGACUUACUCUCUAGUUCAACUGUAUGUUUGACUGAAACAUUAGAAAGUGUGACAUUUCAUAUUUUUUUUUUAAAACAAACUUUCCUCGUGCUCGCAAACAUGGAUGUGGUGAAAAAAGAACUUCACUUUUUAGAAACAUUGAACAAUUAUUGCUGCUUAUAAAGCAGUUUGUUCCUAAACAAACUCAUGUAACUAAUACCAUAGGAUCAACAUUUUAGUGGCAAGUACUAGAUGCUCCAGGUACGCAAAGUCUGUCCUUUAAAUAAUGUGUUCUGCAUGGCUUCAGCAAUUAGCUUGAAGCAUUUUAAUAUAUAGUCUAUAUUUCUCGUUAUUUAAAGAGUAGUUUGGGCACAUUUAUGCUACACUGUAUGCAAGGGUUCAGACUUAAAUGGUAUUGAAGUGUCAAAUGAAUACAGAUGUUUUCAUAAAUAAAAUGGGGAAAAUAAAGAUUUUCUGUCAGGUAUAUCAUAAAAUGCCUGACUACAUUUAAACCAAAAAGGGAAAAUAAACUAUUACUCCUGGGCUUUUCAUACAAGUUUCACAACCUCCCCCUAAAGGUAAAUUGCAUGGAAAUAAACGAAACCACAUAAAGAGGACACGCAAGCGAGCUGAAGACUAUGAAAUCAAGGAAACUCCUCUAAAGAGACUUCGUGUGAAUAUCCAAAAGGUAAACUUCUUUUUAAGUUUAUUGAGACUCUUUUCUUUUUAACCAACACUACUUUACUAACAUCGUAGCUGGGCUUCCCUGCUUAUUUCCAAAACAAACUAUAAAUAGGAAUACCCUCUUAUGUAGGUACUAUGUGCUCAAUUCUGCGUAUUUAACACACAAAGCUCUAAAGCUCUGGUAUAAUUCAACAUAGGUGGUACUGUACAGUUAUUGCAGAUCUACAAAGGUGUAGUCUGUUAAGAACAACCUUUCCCUCCUCAUCUUACAUCUUCAUAACAAUGUUACUAUAGUUUCUAUUCACAUUUUAUAUUUCUUCUCCCAGCCUCCAUCCAUCACAAGUAACAAUUUCUCUAGUCUUUCUGUAUUUAGAGCCACUGACAAACUUUCUAGAAUAUUGACUUUUUGCAGCCAUGACACAAAUGGCACACUGCAGUAGUCAUAAUGUUGGUGGGUUUUUUUUUUUUUAAUAUCAGUAUAGAUCUGGUCAUAUUGGUUACAAACUUAGGAAAAGGGAAAUCUAUACAUAAUACCAAACACAUGUUCUUAGGAAAAGGAGUCUGGUUCUUUGAUAUUUUUUUUUUUAGAGAAGUCUAUAUAUACACUUUUGACCAUUUCACAACAGCAAGUUCAAAUGGCUAAAAGGAAGACUUUCUGUAUACCAGUAUUUUAUCAUAAAAUACCCGUGCAUACAGCAAAGCUGUAACCAUUUUAAGCAUGCAAAAUGGUGGGUUUGUGAAAACGGGCGGCUCAGAAUACUACAAUAUUUUAUGCGUCAAUGAUGGAAGCACGCUUUAAGAAACUGCUGUCCUUAAUGGUUUUUGUUUUUGGAAUAUCUAAUGCAAGUAUAAAUCUAAGUUCCCAUUUAGUUCUGCACCUCAAAACUCAAUUUAUUAGGGGAAAAAAACAAAAGCAUUUAUGGUUUGGUGAAUGAGCUAAAGGUUUCACAUGUGGAAACUGUGUAGGUAAAUAGUGCUAUAAAUAUAAAAUUGUUCUAUGAAGAAAACACUGACCUCCCUCUGUAAUUAAUGAUCAUAUUUAGGGUUUGUGUUGGAUUUCUGCAAAAAGUAUUAAGUCCCUUCUAUUAAAUAUUUCCAGUUCAAUCUAGUUCUAAAACAGUUGCUUGGGAACGCUGGCAUUCUGAGAAUAGCAUUUGGCUGUAGCAUAGUAAUUGCUUAGCUCAUGGACAAAUAGAUGGACGUUAAAAAGAUAAUGUAGGUGAUUAUAUCUGAUCAAUUCAUCCUACAGGAGAAACCAGGAAUAUGAUCAGACUCGUCUUAACUGCUUAAAUCAAGUAGACGUCAUAUCACUUCCUGCUUUAAACAAGGCAUGCGUAGCCUUUCCAGACUUUUCUGCUUGCCUAGCUUUCCACUAGAGGGCAUGCAAGCAUUUUGGAAUUUCCUAUGCUACUUUUAACUCUUUGUAAUGUAGAUCUCAAUUAUCAGUAGUUCGUAUGAAAUAUAUCACACUAACAUUUUCAAAAUUUUAAAUUGUCCAUUUCAAAAACUCCCACCAGUGACUUUUGAUAAAUAUUUAUAAUCUUGUUUAAAGAUUUAUCAGGAUAUUUGGCAUCUGAAGGACACGUGUAUCUCAUACAUACAUAAUAUCCCCAACUACUUAUCAAAAAAAAACUAUUGGGUAGUAUGAGAUUUUAAUUUUUUUAUUACUCUUACUUUUCUUUAGCAAAAAGAAACCACCAAUGAAAAAUCCCACAGGGCAUGUAGAUCCAGAGACACUUCCUCAAUAAGAUCCAAAACAGGUAAAUCAGAAGCUGUUUAAUUCUAAUCAUUUGUGGCUGAAAGAGACUGCAAGUUAGGAGUACCUGGUUUUCUAAUUAUAUUGAGCUAAUAUUACUAAAACCUUAUUUUUCAUGGAAACCUUGUUUAUAUGCUAUCCUCAGCUUUAUUUAGUUUGCUAGCUACAAAAAAUGUUUGUAUUUACAUUACUUGUAGGUUAUGGAAAUUAAUAACUUUAAAAAAAUAAAAUAAAAAAAUGUUUUUGUCUCUUUAAUAAAUUGUAUGUAGUUUCAUGUGAAAACAUCAACAGUGUUUUGAUAGUAACAAUCUUUGAUACAUCAACACGUUUUAUAUAUAGCACAGCUUCAGAGCAGGUUGUUUUUUCGCACUGGUAUAGUCACUCAUUCUGUCUUCUAUACAAACCGCCAUAAAACCUGAACUGCAUGUGUAUAUGAAGUCUUGACUCUCAAUCCUUGUUUGGGAAUACAAUCCAUGUAUACUAGAUGGAUUUUAGCGCUAAACGAUGUUGCAGUAGUUGUAUAAACACCUAUCAGUCUGUCUAAAGAGCAGCAGGUGUGUAUUUUUGUUGCAUUGUGAUUUCUUAUCUGUGAAUCUGUCCUGGUCACAGAAUGUUAGCAAAGUGCAUUCUAAUCGGUGUGGCUUUCCAGGUGACAUUAGCACAGUGCUUUCUACUCUUUCAUAACUAUUCGGUUAGAAUUGUGAAUUUCGAUUGGCAGAUUUCCGAAUCGCAUGAUAGAUUUGUGCUUCUAAACUCCCGCUUUUUAGUUGCAUUGUCAUCAGUGCAGUUUUCCAGGUUUCAGUAGCACCGUGCUUUUUUACUCAAAGCAUGUGUUUAGGCAUCAUCAUGUAGUUAACAUUUUAAUCGGUGCCACUUUCUAUUGUAUCUUCUACCCUGUGCAGUUUUCUAAAAAUUGUGAUGUUAUCUGUGUGAUUUCUACUCUGCAACUUUCCAUCACCUGUUAAUGGCAUGCGUUUGAUGUGAAAUGUUUAAAUUUUAUUCUGCCAUUCUCUGUCUUCUUUUAAUCUGUCAUUAUUUGAACCUGCAAAUAUUUCUAACAAGGCAACAGUGUAACUAUAUUUCAUUUUUAUGUUCAGGAAUGCACAGCUUAUCAGAUGACUGCAAACCACUGAAGAAGCGAAACCGGAAUUCAAGGAUUGGCUGUGCCACACUUGCGGUUACCAAGAGUUCUCUGGUAUCCCUGACUGAGAAUGAGGUAUUCUCUUUAUUAGCAAGGAAUUCUUUAACAAGCCAUUGGCAUGUUGUGCAACUCGGUCUUCCACCAACAUGAAGUGCACUAAAUUAACAUUUCUGUUUUAGAACAAGAGUAAGAACGUAUACAUGUAGAUUUAGAAAGAUCAGUGUACAUUUUAUAAUUAAAAACUUAAUUGUCUUGCCAACAAAUAAUUGCAAUACAGAUUUUCUAUUUUAACCCUUAAAGGGACACUCCACUGCCCAAAUCUGGGUAUUAAUAUACCCACAAUGAAAACAUGCAUGCAUUUAACUAUGCAUUUUUUCUUUUGGAGUAUAACUAGUAACGGCCUACAAAAGCUACAAAUCUUUUCGGAAGCCUUUCCUUUCUAGCCCAGACUUUGAUUGUCAAGUCUUUAUAAAUCAGGUUUUCUGGGCAAUUGUAACUCUAUAGAGCUACAUUACCAAGAAUUAACAGGGGUUGUAAAAAGGUCUAUUUAAAACAGUGUCAAUUUCUGUUGAAAUUUCACUUUUUGUAAAUUGAGGACAAAAAUACACAUUCUUCACACAUAAAGCACUUCAGCAACCUGAAGUGUUUUAGGCGUUUGGAUUGUCCCUUUAAAUCUAUUCUUCUUGGGAAUAGAAACUUAAGAAAAUGUGUUUACACAACUAUACCAGAGCUCCCAAAUGCUGUAUGAAGUCUAAAACAAUGCCUGCUUGUGCUCAUUUGAAUGUCAGGCAUGGGACUCUGGGCUAGUUGGGGAAAUAUAUCUCCAAUAUCUAUGCCGAAGAAGCACAUCUCAAACUCCAACUUGAGAUAUGCAAGUGAUGUACAACAGUAAUUUGUGUUUAUAAAUGCUUGGAAAAGACUUAGAAAUGCCGAUUGGUUAAUGUUAAUGUACUUUAUAUUUUGCACCAAUAAAAGUUAAGUCUGCUUUUAAUGUGUAGUUAUUGAUACCUGGCAAAGAUUCCGAACAAGGCAACAGUGUAGCUGCUUUUUUUGUUGGUUGUUUGUUUCUUGUCUUCCGAUCAGUUGAUUUUUCCAGGGUGUUUUUAACAUGUAUCUUACUGAUUUGUGCACAUUUUUGGAAUUCUAAAAGCAAACUAGAUGUACCUUUUUUCGGAUUAUGUUUUAGGAAACUUUCUUAAAAUAUAGGUUGCAGUGUCUCCUAGAGCUAUGGUAAACUUGAUUGUCUGUCACUUUUUUUUUUUUUUUUUUUUUGUAAAUUCUUUAUUUUGGUGGUUUUCAGUAUUUUAAAGAAGUUGGGGUACAGAAUAAAGAUAAGGGGUGGGGUAGAAAACAUUGUGGUUACAUUUGAGUUUGGUAGCUUAAUACAUUGUAAGUCACAUAACUUAUUUACAGCAAUUGUACUUUUGUUUACAUCAGGACCAGAGUGGUCUACAUCUCGUGUGGCCCUCAGUCCUUCGUGGGGUGUUGUGUAUACGUGUUGUGGGUUAGGUGUUUCUCGGUGUCUCCAGUUUUUGUCUUGUCUUCUUGUUUGGCUUUGGGGGUGUUGGAGUUUGCUCCUGGAGGUGAGUCUGGGUUGGGUUGGGGUUUUAGGUCGUGUAGUUGGGGUUUUAGGUCGUGUAGUUGGGGUUUUAGGUCGUGUAGUUGGGGUAUGGUGGUCUUUGCUAUGUUUUUAUGUGGUGUUUAAGUGAGCUUGGGUGGUCUUUCCUAUGGCCUGGUGUAUGGGGUUGGGAGGGAAGGGGGAGAUUGAUGGGGUGGAGGGGGUGAGCUGGGUUGGGGGGAGGUAGGUUCCCAGUCAGGGCUAUUCGCUAUGUAUUUUUUUUUUUUUGGUCGUUUAUUUGUUUGGGGGGGGGUACGCUUGGGGGGGACUGUCACAGUCCUCUGUUCCUCCUUUUAGUUAAGCGGUAAGGGGUGUUGGAUCCAUGGGUCCCAUAUCUUAUGGUAGUGUUGUCGUGUCAUGUAGCAGUGCCGAUAGUUUGUCCAUUUGCAUGGCUUCAUUCAUUUUCCUGAUCAUAGUGGCUAGUUGGGGUGUGGUUUGGUUUCCCCAUUGUUCCGCUAUUGUGUGUCUAGUUGCUAGUGCCAUUCUUGCUAUCAGUUUGUUCUGGGCUCUGGUAAGGAGGGGAGCGGGGGGGUGUUUGGAAAGUAGCCACACCCAGGGGUCCUUGGGUAUGUCCAUAUUAAGUAUGUUGGAUGCUAGUGUUGAUACUUUUUUCCCAUAUUUGUGAGGUCUGUGGGCAUUCCCACCAAAGGUGGAUGUAAGUGCCCUUUUGCCCGCAUCCCUUCCAGCAUGAGUCCGUGGUUGCCCUGCCCAUCUGUCUCCUUCUCAGGGGUGUGAGGUACCACCUGAGUAGGGUCUUGUAUGCCUGUUCCUUGUGAUUCACACAUAUGGUGAGUGAGGCCGUAGCCUGCCAUAUGUCCGACCAAUCUGAUGGGUCCUCUGGGGGGCCUAUGUCUUUUUCCCACGCCUUCGUGUAUGCGAGGGUGUCUUCCGGGGAAUUGGCAUUUAGGAGGAGGUAUAUGGUGGAGAUUUGUCCCUUUUGUAUGGGUGGUAUGUCAAACUUUUAAUGGAAUGCCUUCUUUUCAUUGGAGAGGGGACAUGUAGUUUUGGUUUUUGGCUAUUUGUAUGUGCUGCCAUUCAUAUUUUUACCCAAAUGUUUAGUUAAAGAUUUUCCAGCAACUGUGCUAAUUUUGCUUCAAGGCUUAAAUUUGAUCUGAAUCUAGCUCCUAAUCCACGCAGCAAACCUUUUAUUAUAGGUCUUUGAUGGUCAUGGGGACGAGCGGUCAGAGUCCACAUCUGAAAGCGCUGAUGAAUGUCAGGCUGAAGUUUCCAUGUCGUCUAGAAAGUCGGAAAAGUGCCACGCAAGGAAAGAAAUGGUCUGCCAGGUAAAGUUAGCUUUAUGCAUAUAUUGAAUUUGUGUAAAUGCAUGUUUCUUCAUUGAUUUUUAAUUGAAAGUCCAGGGACUUGUUAAACAGAUUUUUAAUCCCUCUUACAUUAUAGACAGGGAUUAUCUGUAUACUAGCUAGAGCCUAAAUGUGUAAGACAAGGCACUGUCAAAGCGGAUUUGUCCAUUAAAAAAUAUAAAUAAUAAAAAAUUUAAAAAAAAAAUAUAUAUAUAUAUAUAUAUAAUUUAUUUUUUUUGCAUGUCCACAGCCCCUUUCCCACCCUCAAUAUGGUGGCCCAUUUCUUUUUUGAAAUUACACUUUAUUUUUAUUUUUUAAAGUUAUACAUAAGUAAACGUAGGGACUACUGUGAUUCUUGCGAAAUAGUGAGUCAACACAGAUCCAUUUGAGGGGAAAUGUAAGUUGCAGUGGUCCCUCAGGCCUGAAUUGGCUGGUGGGUAUAUCUACAUAACUGUGCACCAAUGUUUGAAAACUGUUAAAAGGUAAUGGUUACUUCUCUGGAAUUUAGUUGAAUACAACAUUAAAAAUCACCUGUAAAUUUUAACCUUACUCAAUGUGUGAGGAAAUCAAAUGUCACUUGACAAAGUUUGACUUGGUUGCAGCAGCAGAAUCUCCCUCUAAUGGCUGUCAGGCCACUAGAGGUACAUUAGCUAUACCUUAAAACAUCUAUAUUAACAAUAAUUUACAUUCCAGGAGUAAAACUGCAGUGUAACAAAACACCAAGCACUCUAUUAAGAGGAAAUUGUUUGGGUGCCUAUAUUGGUCCUUUUUAAAAAUUUCUAUCCAGGAUUUGGCAAAUUACAUUAAAAAACCUCUUUAGACAAGGCAAAACCAGGCAACAUGUUUAAUGAAACAUUGUCUCCUCUCUGUAUGCCCUCAAUAUCUGGAGUGCCUAAGAUUGCAUAUACCUGCUCUACUUGCUGACUGCCAUGUGUGAAGGACAAAGUUUAUAACCAUGAUUAACAUUGAGCUAAGCUGUAUACUCCUAUUUUUAGGACAAGAUUGUUGAUUUCUCCAUUUAAUUUUAUUAUUUACUUAGGCUAUCCCCAAGUCAAAAGAUGUGGACCCCGUGCUCAAUGUGCCUAGAGUAGUAUCAGUUCUAACUCGCUGUACCUCUUGUGCAGUAAGAACUAGCUGGCAUUAUUGGGAAGGAUCAGUCUGUUAUGCAAAUGGUAUAAGUUCUCUGUAAUGGCACAAAGGAGCAAAAAACAUUUGAGACUUGAGUGGGGACUAACUGAACGGCAAAUUUGCCCAUGCCUAUGUUUUUUUAAUUGAUUUUUUUUUUAUAUUGCAAAUAUUUAGAUAAGUAGUGCAUUUCUCCAGUCUUUGCUGCACAUAUUAGAAAAACAUACAGAAUACAGAUGCACUUUACAUCUUUGCAUUCAUGGUAAUUUAACUGAUAAGUAGAACGGAAGCUGCAGAUAUAACUGUAUGUGACUCCAUUUUAUGCAAAUUUCUAAAAUGGCAUAUGACUGUGCAGUGCAAAUUACAUUUGCAAAAUGCGCACCACGGAAUUAAGUGAUCUUAUAAAUUAACGGAGAUUUCUGCCAGUGCAUGAUUUUAUGUGGAACAGGAGGAGGAUGAAACACCUAGCCAACAUCACUUUGUGUGACUAACUUUGAUAACAUUUCAUUUAUACUUUGACUCUGUUAAAUUGCUAGCCAAUGCAUGUUUGGAACUUUAUUCACUACGCAGUUUGUGACUCAAGUAUUUACCACUUGUGUGUUUGUAAAUCUGAUCUGCAUAUUGUGUUCAAAUAACAGUGCUUGUAUUCAAUAUUAAAAGUUAGUCAAAAGUAUAUUUUUGUAAAUGUUUACUAGGUGUGUGAAAAACCUGGCGAUAUCUUGCUAUGUGAAGGGGUGUGUUCCUCUGCCUUCCACCCAGCUUGCCUUGGGCUUUCUACCACACCGAAAGGCUUCUAUUGCAAGGAAUGCACGUCAGGUUAGUUUUAAUGCUUUUUAUACUUCUCCUUACUUGAGUAAGCAAGUAACCAAUAAAAAUAUAACAAGCUUAUGGGCUCAAUAACUUUAUAACAGUGGUGGUAAUGUUUAAGUUCAAGACUGGACAUACUCCAUUUGCAAUACUUUGGGUUGUCUACUUUUGCAAAUGGUAUUGAGCUGAAGUGGUCUGGGUGACGCUAGUGGUCCUCUAAAAUAUAAAGGACCACUAUAGUCACCCAGACCUUAUAUACAUACAUACAGGUUUUAACCCUGCAGCUGUAAACAUAGCAGUUUCCCUGACAGCUGCUAGAGGUUAUUCCCUGACGCUCAAUGUGAAAAUUGCAUUGAGCAUGCAGAAUGUCCAUAAGAAAACAUUGAAUAAUGCUUUCCUGUGGGCCGUUUGAAUGCGCGCACGGCUCUGGCCGCGCAUGCGCAUUUGGCUCCACUUGGGAGCUGACAUCGGAGGGGAAUGAGGUCACCAGCGAAGAAGCCCUGCGCUGGAUUAAGGUAAGUGGCUGAAUGGGUUUUAACCCCUUCAGCCCAGCGGGAGGGGAGCCCUGAGGGUGGGGGAACCCAAGGACUAGUUUGUUUUCCUGACACUAUAGUGGUCCUUUAAUAUCAAAAUACAGUUAGAACAAAAUUACACAUAUAUAUUUAUAUUUCAUUUUUAGCAUAUAUAUACAUAUUAUCAUUCUAUGUGUAUUUUGAUAUUGGCUCCCUGGGAUUGGCCACCCCCCCCCCAUCGCGAUCGCCGGCGAGCAGGUAAGUGAAUAGAACAGAGUGUACAUGUCAGCGUUUACAGCCGGAUCCCCAUGGACUGCAUAGCACGCCCGCCGUUAAGGGGUUAAUGUACAGCAAAUUGACGGUUCUUAUCUAGAGCAGGGGUAGUUAACCUUCAAAUACAUACCGCCCACUUGUGUAUCUUUUUUGAUGGUAAAAUUUCCACAUUAACUUACUUUAAAAUAUAUUUUAGAAAAAAGGCUUAAAAAAAAAAAAAGUACUUAAAUGUCUUUGAAUUUCUUUUUUAUGCAUGUUCACACACAUACAGUUAAAACUUAAUGAAUUUCCGCAUCUCCAUCAAUGCAGUGCCUACUAGCGCGGGAGCAGCUAAAAUUGAAGAAAAAGAAAGUUAAAUGUGAAACCUGGAUUUUUUUCUUUCCUUCCCCCCCCCCCUUCCUUAUUGCAAUCACCAGCAAGAAGGCUGAACAAGGUAGCAAACUUUAUUAGUAGCCGAAAACAGAAAAAGUAAUAUCUUUGCAUCACGAUUUUUUCCCCUUUCUCUUUAAUCUCUCCUUUACUUAUAUUUGUUUUCCUUCUUUCUUUUAUUUUAAGUUAACAGAAUAGCAGCCACUCUAAACGCCACACUCCUUCCCGUCCCUUUCCUCUUCCAGUGUGUUACAUCAUCACACGCCCGUCCGUCCCAACCAGGGUGUAGCUGCGCUCACUUUUCUUUUUAGCCAUCGAGAGAGAUUUAGCAAACAGACAUUCAUGCAAUGCGUGUUGGGCAUUUUUGUGAGGUGUCUCUCUCAAUGGAGGGAGGCGCGGGCCUGUUGUUGUGACUGAGAACAGAGGGUCGCGGAUAAAACCGCCCACCAUGAAAGCUUGAAUCGGCAGUAGGAACCAGGUUGACUACCAUUGAUCUAGAGUUUAAUGGGGCUCUGCCACUUCUCUGCAAUUUACAGUUUAAAAUUUUAUUAUCAAUUUAGCAUCUCUCAUCAUUAUCCAGUUCACACAAAGCAAGGAAAACAGUGCAGAUAGUGUGGAGAAAAAGAAACAUUGUUUAAUUUCUCAUCUCUCUAUGCUCACAACCUGAUGCAAGAGAGGGAGCUUAUAACCAUGAUUGGAAGGGAACUAAAAUGGAGAUGCCCAGUUGCAGAAUAAAGGUGUGGAUUUCUACAUUUAAUUUUUAUUUACACAUCUCACAAAUACAGAUUUGUUGUAAUUAGGGAAUAGGGAAGAAAAAACAGAAAACCUCAGUUUGGCUAGACACGAAAAUCUGUAUUUGUGAGAUGUGUAAUACAGAUUUAGUAACAGUUUAGUAGAUUUGCUACUGCUUUAAAAAAGUUAAAACAAAAUUAGGAACAUUUGUGUUUUUUAAUUUUUUUAAAUGUGUUUCUAUUUUCCUUCAUCACCUACAAUUUCUGUACUGUACUGUAAUAUUUUCUCCUGUUAAGGUAUCCACUCCUGCUUUGUGUGUAAGAUGAAUACACCGGAUGUUAAACGCUGUGUUGCUUCAAACUGUGGAAAGUUUUAUCAUGAGAUCUGUCUCCAAAACUACCCUCUGACGGUGUUUGACAACAAAGGUAUUCGGUGCCCUCUUCAUCGCUGUGCCAGCUGUUGCGUCGCAAACCCUUCUAAUCCGAGGACAUCAAAAGGUAAUCUGUUUCAGAAAUGCAAACUGCUUUAAAAAACAAACCAAAAAAAAACAAACCUUUAUUUAGAUAUAAUGAAUUAUUUUUUUUGUGGGGAUUUUUUGAGUGCGUUUUGGGAGUUUUACCUAUAAACUCUGUUAGAUGUCUGUUCUUUCUAUAGAAAUAAAGUACACACUGUCAUGGGUUUUGGAAAAAUUAAGAUCUUGUUCCAUAAGGGCAUAUAAAAUAUAUAAAAAUGUGUUCACUGAUUUUCUGUUUACAGGGAAACUUAUCCGUUGUGUUCGCUGCCCGGUUGCGUAUCAUGGUGGUGAAGCUUGUGUUGCUGCAGGAUGCACAAUGUUAACUUCUUCCAGUAUAAUCUGUACCGCACAUUUUGCUGCUAAGAAAGGAAAAAGUCAUCAUGCACAUGUAAACGUGAACUGGUGUUUUAUUUGUUCAAACGGUAAUCUAUUUUAUUUGCCUACUUUGCGUGUCUGCCACAGUUCUGUUUUGCACUGUACAAGCCCCUAGGGUUAGUCACUGAGAGCAAGGUUUACUUUUGUUUAAAAUCAAGCGCAGCUGGCACCAAGCCUUUUUAACACACUUAUCUGUUUGCAUAGUGACCCUAGUUCCAUUAUCCAGUAACGGAUGAUAAGUUGAAAGGUUGUAUGUUUGCUAUGGAGGUCUCAAAGUUGGUGUUUUUCAAUACUGUGGAAUGCUGAAACUUCAUUUGAGUUUACUAUUAGAAAGCCAGCUAGAGCCUGUAGCAUGUACUACUUGAUGGGUUUGUUUUGAGGGGAAAGGUUGUCAAAGUAAUGUUUUUAUUUAUAUAUAGUAAAAUAGUAAACUUUUUUUUUUUUUAUGCAGGAGGAAGCUUGCUGUGUUGUGAGUCCUGCCCUGCUGCAUUUCACCCCGACUGCUUGAAUAUUGAAAUGCCAGAUGGCAGCUGGUUUUGCAAUGAUUGCCGAGCAGGGAAGAAACCGCAAUUUCAAGACAUCAUUUGGGUGAAGCUGGGAAACUACAGGUCCGCAAGAAAAUAAUUCAGAUGUUUUAUAUGUACUUCUUCACUUGAAGGAGAACUGCCACCAAAAUGCUUGUUUUGCAUUGGCAUCCUUAAAAGUUUGCCUCAGGCAUCGUAACCUCGACAGCCUGACAUAGUAGUUAUGAUGUGAGGAGUACGCCAAUGCUGUUCCUUGAUAAUGGAGCAUGCCGUUCUGCAACUGUUUGCCCUAAACCUGGGUCCCGAGAGGAGCCAAGGCUCUCAACCAAUGAAUAUGCACAGAUUUAACAUUAGCCGGCCAAAUACCCUUUUUCGGUACUAGCAAAACACUCUGCAAGAGAGAUAGUUACACCUCCAGCAGCAAAGGGUUUAAACUCUUUACUGGUUCAAACUGAAAAGACUAGCAAAGUGUCAUGACACUAAAUCAUGUGUCCUACACCACAAUGGCAGAACCUGCUAAUGCUGUUUUUAUGAAUGUUGGUAUCCUGCCUUUCUGUUGUGCCCACAUAAAACUAAAGUCUUGCUAGAAAUAUAUUUGGUGUUGCUAACAGACUUUUUAAAGGGCAUAUGAUGUGCCAAACAUUAGUCACUUUAAAGAUUACAUUUUAUAAUUCAGGGUGACUAGCAAAUGUAUAUUUUACAAAAAGAUCAAUAAAAUGUUGCCUUCCCUAUAUGUCAGUCUGGCUUUGACAUUCACAUGUGCCAGUGAUUGCCCUGUAUGCCAAGAUCUAAACACAAGCAAAAAGACUUCCUUUGGGUAUUUCCAUAUUCUCUUACACAGUACAUAUUUCAGUGACUGCCUGGACAUUGUGUCUGGCAUUAUUUUGCUCACACACCAAUGCACUGACAAUGAAACCAGCGUGUCUGUGUAAUAAUAGAGGAUCACUGUGCACUGACAAUGAAGCCAGCGUGUCUCUGUAGUAAUAGAGGAUCACUAUGCACUGACAAUGAAACCAGCGUGUCUGUGUAAUAAUAGGAUAACUCUGCUUUGGGAAACUGAUGCCAUGAUUUAGUAUUCGGUAUAUAAUGCUACAACAACCUAUCUAUUCGUUGCAUAAGAAAGUUCAAGGCAUGCAGGGAAAAUUAUGGUAUUUGCCAUCUAUAUUAAACACAUGGUACAUGCAGCUUUAUUAAAAUUGUUAUAUGUUUAUAUAAAGACACUAUAACAGGCUGCAUUAAGGUGUCCACAAAGUACUGUUACCUGCAUUGCUUGAUGUGAAACAGUGAGGACAUACAGUGUGAGUGGAUGGUUGUAGGAAUAUGCAGUCUUUACAAAGCAACUACAUCAAAUUUAAAAUCUUUUAUUUAUAACUUCCUUCUCUACAAAAGCAUUAAGUAACCACGGUGCUUUUGGCUUAAAUAUGAACAGCAGCAUAUCUAGUUAUACAUAUUCCUAUUAGUUAUGUCAUUUGUUGGCUUAAUAUUCACUAAGUUUGUCCCAGUUUUGAUAGGCAUUCAAUAAAAUUGCAUUAGUGCAUGUUUAAUUUCCUGGUUAUAUCAGCAAUUGUUGCAUUGUUACUUUGAUAGGUGGUGGCCUGCAGAAGUGUGUCACCCUAAGAAUGUCCCUCCAAACAUCCAAAAGAUGAAGCAUGAAAUUGGUGAAUUUCCAGUGUUCUUCUUCGGUUCCAAAGAUUAUUACUGGACUCACCAAGCCAGGGUAUUCCCAUACAUGGAAGGAGACCGGGGCAGCAGACACCAUAGCGGAAAAGGCAUUGGAAAAGUUUUCAAAAAUGGUAGGCUGCACUACAUGCUUUUUUAUAUUACCACGAGGCAAUGUAAUAAGUUAAGAAAUCUAGUGCCUAGAAAAAUGUUCCAAUUUGUUACAUUAAAUUUUAUUUCCUGGGGUCAGAAGUACUAUUAACAUUCUUUGCAGGCUUCAGUGCCACAGAAUUGUAUACAUUUUUUGUAUUGGGAAAAAAAUCUGUGCCUACUAUAUUCAUUCUUUAAAAGUUUUCGGAGACUGCAUUCCUAAAAGUGCCACCAGGUUCCAUACAAAUCCUCAUAAACAAGCCAUAACAUUUUGGUGUGUUUUUUUUUUUUUUUUCUUUUCUAUUUGACAAUCCUUGUAUUUCGGCUUCUUUACUCUUGUUUCAGACGUCUUGAGAUAUUGCUAGAUUAGAGGUACCAUAUAUUUUAACUUUAGGAAAUUUGGGAGCUAGCUCUGCAUCCAAUAUAUUACAUAAUGUUUAAUCUGUAAAUGUUUAAUUUUUUUCCACCUUCUUUCUAAAAUCAAAUUGUAAGUUCUCUAUUUUGUUUUAAUUUUGUACUCUAUUCAGCUCUUCGAGAUGCAGAAGCUCGCUUUUGUGAAGUGAAGUGCCAACGGGAAGCAAAGGAAACUCUUGAAAAUGAAAAGAAGCCACCGCCUUAUAAACACAUAAAGGUAGUGACCUCUCUUUAACAAUAGUAUAGCCUACAGUGGUCAUCGUUUCCUCUCCAACUCCUUUAUAUUUGUAUGUUUUCAAGGUGAAUAAGCCUUACGGAAAAGUUCAAGUUUACACUGCUGACAUAUCUGAAAUUCCUAAGUGCAAUUGUAAGCCGUCAAGUGAGAAGCCUUGUGGGCUCGACUCGGAAUGUUUAAACCGCAUGCUGAUGUAUGAAUGCCACCCCCAAGUAUGUCCUGCGGGAGAACGAUGUCAGAACCAGGCAUUUACAAAACGGCAAUAUCCAGAAACCAAGAUUAUUAAAACUGAAGGGAAGGGAUGGGGCUUGAUUGCUACCAGAGAUAUUAAAAAGGUAAGCUUUAACUGCCCACAUUGUGAAACUUAAUGAAUACUUCAGGUAUGCAUACACUGAGGAAGAUGCACUAUAUGUUGUGGCUAUCAUUUUGUCUUAGAUUUAUUAUUCUAGGGUGUGGUUCAAGUUCAUAAUAUUUAAUUUUGUUUCAUAAUUCCAGGGUGAAUUUGUGAAUGAAUAUAUUGGUGAACUUAUAGAUGAAGAGGAAUGUAUGGCACGUAUUAGGCAUGCACAGGAGAAUGAUAUUACGCACUUUUACAUGCUGACCAUUGACAAGGUAAUAUGAUCCACAACCAAACUGUUACUUCAUACCUUAUUUACAAAUAUGCUCUGCCUCUCUAACCCUGUCUUAUAUUCUUGGCAAAGGUGUGGAGUGUUUGAGCUACAUUAAUUAUGUAUUGGUUUGGGGGUGCCAUAUCUAGUGUAAUGUGUCACCACGGUUUUCAAUUCAACAUAUACCACUAGAGGGUAGUUAUGUUGUUUAUAUAGCGCCAACAAAUUCCGCAGCGCUUUACCGUGGGUGGACGAACAGACUUGUUGUAACCAAACAAGUUGGACACACAGGAACAGAGGGGUUGAGGGCCUUGCUCAAUGAGCUUACAUGCUAGAGGGAGUGGGGUAAAGUGACACAAAAGGUAAGGAUCGUAUUAGACUAAUGACCGUUGCAAGAGAGGAAUCAGUCGGGCGCUAUUAACAGUUCAAUUGAUACGCUUUUAUGAAGAAGUUAAAAGAACAUGCUCAUGUUAAUACAUUUAUUAACAAAUGUCAAUGUUCUCCUGUGUGUAAUGGGACAGCAGCAUCUAUGCAUAAAAAUCACAUUAAAUAUGUAGUGGUUUUGGAGCUUAAAGUACCCCUUUAACCUGUCUGCCACCCUUAUCUGUGUAGAAGGAAGAAAUCUUUACCCAUGCAAGUUGUGGGCAAAAUAACAAAUACCAAACAAAAAAUGUUUUAACUAAAGUCACUAAGACUGAGUUUUAAUUCGCAGUAUGUGUUGGCAGUACAAGAGGGCAAACAAUUACCACUUCAUUAUUAUUCAGGAUUGAGUUUAAGUCCAUGCAUAUCUUCACCCACAGUGGCAAUUAUCUUCUGUUUAACAAGAUGGGAACACUGUAAUCAUUUUAUUGGUCCAUGCAAACAAUAAUCAUUCCCAAUAGCCACUUAAUACGGGCAGUUUUACAUGAGUAGGAGUGCCUUGUCCAGCAGAUGCAAUUCAUUAUGUGGUUUCCCUAUUGCUAUUAUUUUAGAUUGUUUCUGCUACACAGAUAAAUGCAAUUUCAUUAACAGCAGGAUGAAGUCAAACACUUCCCAUUGCCUUACAGAAGUUAGAUAAAACAAUGGUCAUGUUGAUCUAAAAAUCAUGGGACCUUUAUGUGGACCUCAAGAGUCCAACGUGCAGAGUUUAAAAAAACAAACAAAAAAAAACUGGAGACCAACAAAUAGUGCACUAUCCCGUUAUGCAUAAUUCAGAACAAAAAAAUUGGGUUCCCUGGAAUCAAACUGUAAACCUACUCCAUUAUACAUUAGACUCCUUAUUACAUUAACUUCAUCUUAGACUUUGAAGCAAUUCACCUGAAUAAAAUUCCUCUUAGUUGAAACCGGAACAGAUUGUUCUGUAACCAGGAAUCUUGUUUGGGCGAAUCACUUGAAUGAAGUGGACCUGGAAUUCCUGGCUGCCAUCCUGUCUUACAGUCAUAAACCGUUUUUGAAUUGGUCGCCCAAGCCAAUAUGUUUCUCUGUUAUCCAAGUUACAGGGUAAGGGAGUUUAGAGUUAAUAUGAACCAAGGGAAUCACAAAGGAGAGAAGGCCACACUUACAUUUCAGCUACUUGUGAAUAGUCAGAUUGGCAAACUCAGAUAUAUUUGGUUGAUCUUAACGCCAAAUGGAAUGCAAAUAUGGCUUUGCCUCUUGUGAAUAGCCACAUGAGUUACCAGUAGAAACACUUCAAUUUGGUACAUAAUGAAUAGACAUCUUUAUAUAAAAUUGCUCUGUACUUGAUUGUAAGUUCCGGGACAUGGUUCUCAGUGCCUGCUGAAUCUGUGCAUAUGUUUGCUUGUUCAUAGGACCGAAUAAUUGAUGCUGGGCCAAAAGGAAACUAUUCUCGUUUUAUGAAUCACAGCUGCCAACCAAACUGUGAUACCCAGAAAUGGACAGUGAAUGGAGAUACACGUGUAGGUCUAUUUGCAGUACGUGAUAUACCUGCAGGUAAGAAUGAUAAAUAGAAGAAUCUCUAGCUUGACACAUACUAACUACAUUUGUUUCUUUCUAUAAAUGCUUUGACAUUCAAAGGAUUAUCAAGACCACAGUCAAAACAAGAGACUAGCCAAAAAAAAGUACAGCUUUCUAAUCCUAGGCGCAUUUUUGUAAACUAUUGGGUUUUAAUUUUUUUCUAAAACCAUAUGGUUCCAAUUCACAUAAAACCAGCAUUGUUUGAACAUCUUAAAUAAUUCAGCUUAAGUGACGUUUAACCUUUAUUUCUAUGGUCUUUCAAUAAAAUAGCUGUUACUGUGGACCUCUUAGCUGAGCUUUGUUGAGUGGCUAUUGUACUAUUCUUUUUCAUUUUUGCAUGCUUGUACUUGCAAUACAUCAGGCUUUUUGUUAUCCCUCUUAAAGCGACUCUCCAGUGCCAGGAAAACAUAUCCAUUUUCCUGGCACUGCAGGACCCUGCAAUGGCCCUCUCCCUCCCAGCCCCUAUCCCAUGUUGCUGAAGGGGUUAAAACCCCUUCAGUGACUUACCUGAAUCCAGCGCCGAUGUCCCUUGUGCUGGGUCAGGCUUCGCCUAUGCUCUUCCGGGGGAGACCUAAUGCGCAUGCACAGCAAUGGCCGCAUGCGCGCAUUAGACCUUCUCAUAGGAAAGCACUCCAUUCAAUGCUUUCCUAUGGGGAUUCCAGUGACGCUGGGGGUCCUCAUGGAUAGCGUGAGGACGUCCAGCAUCAUUAAAACACUUUUCGUGUUCUUAGAACAUGGAAAUCCCUCUAGUGGCUGUCUGAUGGACAGCUACUAGAGGAGGACUUAACCCUGCAAGGUAAUUAUUGCAGUUUAUAAAAACUGCAGUAAUUACGCUUGCAGGGUUAAGGGUGAUGGGAGUUGGCACCCAGACCACUCCAAUGGGCAGAAGUGGUCUGGGUGCCUGGAGUGUUAAUUUAAGUGUGUUGGCUUUAGAGACCCAUGAAGCCAUUAAUCCAAUCUGUUGAUCUUGGCUGUUCUUGUUUUGACUGAAGUGUUCCUGUAAGUUUAUUUUACCUGCGCUAGACAUUGCACAGUAAUGGCAAUGCGGCACAUACAUACAGUGUACCAAAGCAGUCAUGGCUAAAUCUAGUGCUGAAAAUGUUUGUGUACAGCCUGCCAAGGCGUUGCAGAACCCUUAGUCUUAUAGACUGUACUUUAUCGGUCUGCAGAUUUGUCUAUUGGGAAAUUAUAAACUGUUCUUAAAACUUAUCUCCUGUAAUUCCUACGGUUAAAUUUGUUGCUUUGGUUUUACGUGCUUGUCAAAAAAUAUUGUCAUUUUUAUUUUGUAUCUUAGGUGAGGAACUAACGUUUAACUACAACUUAGAUUGCCUUGGUAAUGAGAAAACAAUAUGCAGAUGUGGAGCUCCUAACUGUAGUGGAUUCCUUGGUGACCGCCCAAAGGUUUGAAUACUUUUUCUUUUCUUUUUUUAAAUUUAAGUCCUUAUCAAAGUGCAAAUAAAAACACAAGAACAGAAAAAACGUGUUGUGCUGUGUUUUUUCCCAUUUGCUUCAAUUUUGACAGCUCUCAUUAAAAACCUUUGUUUAAUUUAUUUUUGUUGGGACAAAGCUUUCUGUUAAGAGAGCUGUGUAAGCGAAUUGUGAUGUAUCUUUUUAAAAACAAAUAUUUAUUGGCUGUGAUAUUUACUUUUCAUUUAUAAACAUUUUCUGGGCACCGGGGCAACAUGCAAACUAGUUAGCCCUUGUAGUGCUGUACACAAAGAGCUUAUGCUCGUCAACAGAAUUUCUCUGUAGAUGCCCAAAUGUGCAGGACUAAAACUACAGUAUCAUGAUGCCCUGAGUUGGUCUACACUACAGAUAAGAGAUGACCCAAUUUUUAUGAUGUAAAAUUUCACUGGAAUUACAAAGAGCUGUCAUUUUUACUUCCUUUCUGAUACUUACCAAUAUAACAUAAAACUUUUAGCUCCAACCUAAGACAACCACCUCCUUCUGUUUGUAUAAUGCACAGCAGCUGGCUUUUUUAUCCUACAUCAGUUUUAAUUCCUUAACAGGAAUUUGUCAGUGGAAUAUAAUGCACACAUUGCAUUGUUCUACUUUGCACAUUGUGUGCUACUGAGCUUAUACACGCUGAUGGCUACAGGUUGCAGUCCAUUCGGCUUCUGCAUGUUCCUAAGUUGGAAGGCUGGUCAGAUAUUGAGGUUUCCUUCAGGUAUAAUUCUUACAAUAAUUUUUAUUAUAGAAUGAAUAAACAACCUACUGAAUUUCCCUGCAGGCAAGCCUCUGUCAACCACAUUUAAAGCAACAGAGACAAGUGUGUAGACUGUCAUCAACCACUCCUUGGAAGUUUUAUAAAUCUGUUUGGCAUCUUACGUGGGAGUCUGUCAGGAAACUGAGCUAAUUUAUGACAUGGCUUCUGCGCUCACUGGUGCCUUUCCUUGAUGGGGGGAAAAGGGGGGGGGGGGUAGACUCUUGGCAUCCUGACUUCCUGUAUCUUUUCUUCAACUUCCUCCUUGCAUCAUAGAAAGCAGACUCCCUUCUGCCUUCUAGAUUUUCAGGAGUGGAGAUUUGUUGGCAUUUAUAGAUCUCAGAUUCAAGCAUAUGUGAUCGGGUAGAGGCAUGAAAAUAUCCUAAACAAAUGCAUCCUGUAGAGUGCUAUUUAGCACAAAAGUAUGGUUUGCCCCUUCAGUGAUUUACCUGUAUCCAGCGCCAAUGUCCCUCGGCGCUGGUUCAGGGUCCACCCAUGCGCCUUCCCGCCGAUGUCAUCCGGCGGGGGAGACCUAUUGAGCAUGCGCGUUCGACCUUCCCAUAGGAAAGUAUUGAAAAAUGCUUUCCUAUGGGUAUUUCAGCGACGCUGGAGGUCCUCACAUAGCGUGAGGACGUCCAGCGAAGCUAUAGCACACCUUUUGUGUUCUAUGACAGCCACUAGAUGAGUUGUUAACCCUGCAAGGUAAUAUUGCAGUUUAUGAAAAUUGCAAUAACACUUGCAGGGUUAAGGGUAGUGGGAGUUGGCACCCAGACCACUCCAAUGGGCAGAAGUGGUCUGAGUGCCAAGAGUGUCCCUUUAAUCUUUGUAAUGAUAGCAUUUGUCCACUACCUUCUGCAAUACUGUUUCAAAACAUCCAACCGUCUGAGAUAUGACCAUAUUUUCAUGCUGAAUGUGCAGUGUUUCAGCUAGAAAUGUUGGAUAUACAGAGACUUCUGCAGUGGUGUAGUUACACCCCCUGCACUCAUGAAGUAGACAGCCUUUAAUUGUUCUAUACUGUCCAAUGUGCGCUGGCAACAGACUUAUUAUGAUGUGAAACCUGUAUGAUUGUGUGCGUGUGGAUUGCGUACACACAGUCCAAUACUCUGCUUGUUCCCUUCUUUAACCCCUUAAGGACACAUGACAUGUGUGACAUGUCAUGAUUCCAUUUUAUUCCAGAAGUUUGGUCCUUAAGGGGUUAAAGUAUCGCCUUCCCUCCACAACACUUACCGUCUGCCUGACCCCACACCACAACUUUUGUCACUUCCUUUAAUUAAUCCGGUCCAGCCCUCCGUCCAUGUUCCUCUCUUGUCGCAACACUACCAUGCAUCCGAGGUCCAACAAUGCUAAGUGCUGCUAUUUAAGCCAUGUCAAUUUUUCUCUACAUGGGUUAACGACUAGCUUGGAGCCCUCUGAUAUUCCAAAGUCUCUGUCUAUUAUGGCUCACAAAGAAAACAUUGAAACUGAUAUUUCUCUAGAUUGUUCAACUUGCAAAAAGCAGAAAUGUCUCUUAUUUUUGCAGUUGUUUGUUUUUUCAAAUAAAAAAAGAUAUUUAUAGCCUGGUGACUUUUUGUUUAAAGAAGCACUCCAUCGUAACUAAAGCCCACUGUUUAAGAACGGAUUCACAUCUUACUUGGAAUCCAUCUCUUGCAAAGGAGCUUCUGUUAGCUCCACUCAGCCAAUGGACAUGGAUGUGUUUUCAUUCUUCUGGUAAAGCCAGUCACAAACUAUAGUACUGUAGUGGUUAAUUCUUCAUACCUAACAACCUGUGCAGUCAUUUGCAAAAGGACCAGUGAACAUUUUUAAAGGAUGUUAUAGUGUAUAUGCAUACAGUACUUUGAAUUGCAAUAGAUCUUCAAUUUAGGUAAGAUUUUGGUGAAAUUUGUAUAGUUGGAUCUUGAGAGAAACUUCAUUGAUGCUUUACCAUUUGUUUAAAAAAAAUUCGCAUUCUCACUAGACACAUUUUAUACUGCAUGUUUUGUACUUUCACUAGUUACCAUGUGAUGAGGUCACCUGGUACUUUUUAUAUUUUAAUUAAAUUACUGUAGGUGGCAAUAACAUGUUUUGCAAAGGUUGCAUAUUACACAAUCUCAUAGUGGAUCGGUUUGUCUUUUUCUCCCUGAUCUUUCUAUUAACAUUUUGGCUAUACUAAAGCAUUAUUCUGGGGAUGUUGCUUCCUGACGUGUGCAUUGUAGUUUGUCUUUAUGGCUUUUUAUUAAUGACCGCUUGUGCAAAUUUCUGUUGUAAGUAGGUACUUGGGCUGUUGUAAAAUUCAAUGGCAACUGAUUUCUAUUUUCACGAUCCAUGACUCUUAAAUUUGAAGAGAUUACCAAAAGCAACUACUGGCUCUUCAUGUAAUAUUUGCAUUUUUCUGUUUUAGAACUCCUCUUCAGCCUCACAUGAAGAGAAAACAAAGAAACACAAGAAAAAGCAGAAGAAACGCCGAUCUAGAUCUGAUGGGAGGAAAGAGUCUGAGGAUUACUGCUUUCGUUGUGAUGAUGGUGGUGAGCUAAUCUUAUGUGACCGGAAAUUUUGCACAAAGGCGUAUCACCUCUCUUGUCUGGAUCUUGUCAAGCGGCCUUUUGGUAAGAGUUCAGCAUAAUUCUAAUCUAUUAAUCUGUGUUGCUGAUGGAUGUGUUUUUAGAAGUGGGCAGGAAGCAUAGCCACUCCUUUGCAGAGGUGGACCUAAGCAUAUCUUGAAUGAGUGGCUUGAGCAUGUCUUCUUUGUUGCCACUAGUAUUUUUCUUUGCCUCAUAUAAGCAAGUAGCUCUCAAAAAAAUUAUUACAUCCUGUGCUUCCUAGGUAUUCAAUCACACACGCACACUGGCCCUUAUAUCCUAUAUAUCAAGUAUUGAAAAUUUGUAUUCCUGCUCCUUGCAUGACAGAUAAAAUGUCUCUUUAUGACUUAUUUCCCUGUGCUCGUAGGGAGACUUUGAAAUUCUCCAUAGUAGGACAGAGAUGGAGCCAUGUUUGACCAGCGGCUCUGAUUUUCCUUAUGUGAUCGUUAUGCAAUAUUGUUUUACACACUAUCAGUCCUAUACCUGUCAGCACCCCUCAACUUGGCAUUGCUGUAAUGUAAUGUUGCCCUCUGACAGAUUACUUAUUCACUAGCUAACUACAUGUAAUUUGUUUGCAGAUUGUAAAUAAGCUAUGGGUACUUUAGGGUUCUGGUUAUUUUACACCAUUUUUAUUUUGAGGUGCUUUAGUUGUGAUUACCAAUGUAUAUUUCCUUAAUUCUAUUGAAGGCUACAAUUACUGAUAUAAAAGCUUAUGUUUUCUUUUAGGGAAGUGGGAAUGUCCUUGGCACCACUGUGACGUCUGUGGAAAGGCGUCCGUGACCUACUGUUCCUUAUGCCCAAAUUCCUUUUGUAAAAAUCACUAUAAUGAAGAACUGUUCGAGAGAAAUGCAGAUGGACAGCUAUGUUGCUUGGAACAUGAUCAUGAAGAGUCCGUUUCAAGCAAUGCUGUUGUAGUAAAAGCCAAGGAGCGUUCUAAAGCCAAGUAUAAGAAGACGUCAAAAGCCAGAUAG